CCGCGCCGCUGGGAGGGGCGAGGAGCGAGCGGGGGUCGGGGCCGGGCGGAGGGAGCGCCAUCCGGGCACCUCCUGGGCCGGGGGAGGGGCGCCGGGCCUGCCUGCCUGCCUUCCUGCCUCCUCCCCUCCGCCCGCCCGCCCCCCCGCCGGCCCAGGGGGGGCAGCAGCAGCAGCAGCAGCCGCGGGGUCGGCGGCCGGAGCCCCCUCCGCCCCCCGCGCCCCUCCGGCGCUGACCGCCAAGAGGAGGAGGAGCAGGAGGAGGACGAGGACCGGGAGCCGCUGCCUCCGGGCAGCAGCAGCAGCAGCGCCAGCGCUACGGGGACGCCGAGGAGGAGCCGCCGCCGCCGCCGCCGCUGCAGGCCAUGGCGGAGAACUUGCUGGACGGGCCGCCCAACGCCAAGCGGGCCAAGCUCAACUCGCCCGGCUUCUCCGCCGCCGACACCGCAGGUGAGCCCGGCCCCUCGGCUCCGCUGCUGCUGCCGGCCGGCUGGCCCCGCUUCUCCCGCCCGCUGCAGGCUUCCCUGGGCUCGGUCCGGGCGCAGAGCGGGGGCCCCGAUCCCUCUCUACCGCCGAGAAGCCUCCGAGGGAAGCGGGCGGGCGGGAAGCCGGGUCCCGGUUGGGCCGGGAAGGCCCGCUAGAGGCGAAGGGGGGGAGACACGCUGCGCCUCCCGGGCCCCCCGGGUCCCGCGCAGCAGCAGCAGCAGCAGCUCCGGGGAAGCGGAGACGGACCCUGGCCGGCCUCUCCCCUCGGGGAUCCCGCGCAGGUGCGCCUGGCAGCCGCGCACAUGGACUCCUCGGGUUCAGGGAUGAAAGGGAGGCGGAGUUUCCACGGGGGUCAGGAAUGGAUCGCCCUCGCUCUCCGCACAUCCCCCGGGAAGGGCUCAUUUGGUGGGGUUGCAGGUUCAAAGCGCCCCAGGGCCGAUCCGUCGCGGGGCUUUGGGAUACUGGGGCCCUGGGCUUCUUUUCCAGCAUGUUGAGCCUUCUGCUACCCAUUGAUGGGAAGUAACAUUGUGGCCAUGGAAGGAUGCUGAACAACGCUGUAUCCCUCGUCCCUUGGAAGUUUUCUGUCUGCACAAUGUUGCGCUCAUGUCAGUUCUGCUGUACAACUUCAAGGGCUGAGCAUUAAGCAUUAGGGACAAAAGGGGGCCUGGUGUUGGAAUACAUUUUGUGCUUUCAGGCAUUUGGAUGGAAUGCUGGCUUGCCUCAGGCUCUCCAGAUGUGUCAGGAGGGUUAUGGUAGAAGGAGCUUCAGGAGAUGGUUUCUCUGAUGAUAUGCAAGGUGCUGCAGCUCAUGAGAUGCCUGUUCUUGCAGUACUGAGCUUUCAGAUUAUUCAAUGUUUCCCCAAUUUGGACUAUAUUCCAAUAGCUAUUUAACUCAGUGGAACUCCUCCAUCAGAAAUGAACUUUGUCUCAAUGUUGGAGAGAGCUUGCUUGGCAAUGUGGCACCCCAGCUGUGGAAUGCCCUCCCUAGAGAGGUACACCUGAUGCCAACUUAGUUUUCUUUUAAGUGCCGGGCAGAAUAUUUUCUAUUUAUCCAGAUGUUUAAAAGCAUUUUCACUAUUGUGACUAUUUUAAAGUGUCUCAUCAGGUGGUGGCUUUGUAUCUUUAUUUUUGGUUUGCUUGUUUAUUGCUUUUAAGCUGUUUGAAAUAUCGGAUAAAAUGUUCCAUGUUAAUAUUUUAAACGGAUAAUUUGGGCUUGAAAUUAUGUAAAAAGAAAUAUUUACCUAGUUAAUGCCAUAUUGAAAUAAUGUGACAUUUCUGAGACCCUAGGACUGAAACUAUAUGCAUGCAUUGUACACCCCAAACUCAGUUAAGGAGUUGGUUCAUAUGUAGCGCUGCACCAUGGUUUGGUCCUGUACUCAUGUGUCCCACUGUCUGGUUUUCAGCAAACUCGUUUGCAUGUAACAGUAAGCUAAACGAUGGCUUAUUGGGACUGUGCAAAGGUGUUCGCUCCCUGAGUGGAGCUUGGACCCUUUUAUAGUCCCGUGCAGCAUUGGCAGCAAAGCCAAGGUAUGCCUUAGCACGUUGUUUGAACACAGGAUCAUAAUUAAGCUUUCUCUUCCUUAAACACCUUCUGCAGCAAAGAAAAAACCUCAGCUAUAAAUCAUGGUUAGGGAAGAGAGAGCUUAACUAUGGUGCUGGGUCCAGACAACAUGCUAAACCCUACCUUGGCUUAGUUGCCACUGCCAUGCUGGGCUGAGCUAAAAGGACCAGGGAGGAGCAAAGUGACUGGGAUCUCCUCUUUGGGAGCCUUGUGUUUGUGCUAAGCCACGGUCUGCCUUAGUGUUACAUGUGAACGUGGCCAUUAUUUUCAAACAGAGUUUGUGCAAGCCUUGGAAACUAGGCUUUGAAGUGGAUCUUCGAACCAAAAGUGGUGCUGAGUAUGGCUUGGUGAGAUUCUACUAAUAGGCUUCUACAUGGAAAGGGUGUUGCAGUAUCUGCUUCUAACAUACUUUCCCAUUAGCGAUGUACAGUACUGACAUAAACAUCAGAUUAGUUUUUCCUAAAUUUGUGUGUGCUGCUUCAUUCUUGAUUGCUCUUUGUUUUGUUAUGAUGUGGAAGGUACAUUAGUUCAUUCCACGUUUAACUCACCCUUCCUUCUAGACACUAAGGUAGGCACCCCCAAACUUGGCCCUCCAGAUGUUUUGGGACUACAAUUCCCAUCAUCCCUGACCACUGUUCCUGUGAGCUAGGGAUGGUGAGAGUUGUAGUUCCAAAACAUCUGGAGGGCUGAGUUUGGGGAUGCCUGCACUAAGGUGUUGACAGGUCCUCACUCUCAGUCUCUCUCAAGGCUAACAUAAAAUAUUUGAUUUGAUUUGAAUACUAUCUUGAAGCAGUUCUACUGUGGAAAAAAGUUCAUAAACCUCAUGCAUAUAGAAACUAGAUUUAAAAAGAGAGGAAAAGGUUUGACAGAUUGUUAUUUGCUUAAAGACUUUGCUUCCCAGUCAUACUUGAGUAGAGAUAGUUGAGAGGGCAAUGUUACAUUUCCCCCCUUGUUCCUGCAUGCACCUAAUUUACUGGUAUUUUGCUUCUUGCGUACAAGGUACUUUUGCGUUAUGCUAAAGUUAAGUCAUAUGGUGCCUUAUACAACAAUUUAAAACAUGUUUGGCUGCUCAGCAAAGUAUCAGAAUACAGAAGGGCUUCGCUUUUCUUUAGCAACUGCCUCUCAGUUAUUUGAACGGGGAAGCUGUAACAUGUAGGCAUAGUUGCACACAGCAGAACUUGUCUUGAGCAGGGUUGCUGAGCAGCUGCAUCAAGAAACAAAUCAACUGGGUGUGAAUGUUCUGUCUCUUACAUCAACCUCCUCUGUUCACCUUGCAGAUUUUGAGCCCCUGUUUGACUUGGAAAAUGAUCUUCCGGAUGAGCUGAUCCCUAAUGGAGAGUUGAGUCUCUUAAGCAGCAGUGGGAACCUUAUUCAAGAUGCAGCUUCCAAACACAAGCAACUUUCUGAACUUCUGAGGGGAGGCAGCGGCUCUUCUCUUAACCCGGGAAUUGGGGCCGUGAACUCCAGCAGUGCCGCCACGCCAGGAGUGAAUAACCAAGUCCAGGGGCAGCCGAGCGGCGUCACCAUUAGCAGCCUGGGCGUCCUGGGCAAGAACCCCUUAAGCCAGGCGGACGCUGCUGCCUCGAGUCUGGCCAAGCAGGCCGCCAGCACUUCUGGGCCUAGCACCCCAGCUGCUCCGGCCUUGAACUCCCAAGCCCAGAAACAAGUGGGGAUGGUGGCCAGCAGCCCAGCAGCCUCCCAGGCAGGAGCUGCGAUGUGCAUGAACACUGGCUUCAGCCAGGCUCACCCGGGUCUUCACAACAGUAACUCUGGCGGCCACACGUUAAUGAGCCAGGCCCAGCAAGGGCAAGGGCAGGUAAUGAAUGGAUCCCUUGGAGCAGCUGGAAGAGGACGAGGUGCCGGGAUGCAGUAUUCUACCCCCGCCAUGCAGGGAAAUGCAAGCAGCGUGCUGGCAGAGACCUUGACACAGGUGUCUCCUCAAAUGACAGGUCAUACGGGCCUGAACACAGCCCAGGCAGGAGCCAUGGCAAAAGUACGUGGCACUUACUUCAGUUGUUUUUGUUAUAGUGUCUCUUGAACUGAUCUUAUGGAUGCUAAAGUUGAAGAUGUUUGCUUCUGGCUUGGGUCUAACUGGUCUCCGUGUGCAGCUAUCAGAAUUCUUGUAGGAGUAAAUACGACAGAAUUCUUAUAAGCAGUCAAGGAAUUAGCUGGGCCAGUUAAAGUAUUGAUUCUUCGUGUUUAGUGAGGAGGAUAAUGUUAAAUCUUGCAAGUGUGCCUCUAUAACCUUACUUUUAAAUAUGUGCCCUUGUGUUACUGUUUCUCAAACACCGUUUUUCACAAGCAACAGUUGUUGACAGCUGCCAGAUAAGUCAGGUGCCACUUUUGUGGUACAGUCAAACCUCAGUUGUCAAACAUAAUCCAUUCCGAAGCUACGUCAGACGUUCGACUUCCAAAAGUAUUGGAAUAUUUUUUGGAAGUCAAACGUCCGACGUAGCUUCUACUUGAGUGCAGGAUGCUCCUGCAGCCAAUCGAAACCGUGCUUCGCUUGUCGAACAUUUCGGAAGCCAAAUAGGCUCUCGGAAUGGAUUAGGUUUGACACUUCCGGGUUUUCGGCGUUCGGGAGCCGAAACGUACAGUAAUGGAGGUGUUUGGGAGCUGAGGAUUGGCUGUACCUGGUAAACUUCAUUUUUCUUGGAACUGCACACUUAGGGUUGUAUCCAGCUAAGCUCUACUCAGAAUAGACCUUUAAAAAUUCAUGGAUUUAAGUUAAUCAUGUCCAUUGUUUUAAUGGGUCUUUCUUCUCUGAGUAGUACUAGCCUUGGAUACAGCUCUUAAUACUUUCAGGUAUUACAGUGUUGUAAAUAUUCAGUGUUAAGGAGCCCUUUAUUCUAUUGCUGUUCAGGAAAGGAAUUUUUUUUUGGACUUGAGCAUCUCUACUAAAUGCUGCCACCAGUUGCAGGGAAGAAGACAAUUGAACAGAAAGCAAACUUGUAUACCUGGGUGGAAUAAAGGGGAUUUUGUCAGGUACUCUAGACAAGCAAGAGCACCCCACUCCCAGAAAUGUUCUGAGGGUCAUAUCAUCACCUCAGCUUACUUUAAAUUAACAUUCAAUGUUAAGGUCUCCUAAUGUGCGAUUGGGAAGAGUCUGUGCGUAUUCGUUGUCAUCAUCUGGCUGUAGAGCAGGGAUGGGGGAAUCUUGUUCAACUUGAGGGCUGCAGUCCCCUGUAGAAGAUCUGCUGUGGGGGUACAUGCCAGUGGUAGAUGAGGCCAGAGGCAAAAAAGUUGGCAGAGCAAUGGCUAUGCAAUCUUUUCACAGUAGAGUGUAUUUCACCCUCACAAAGGGUUUUAUACGCACAAAGUAAAAGCACUUGAGGUAGAUGUGGCUCAGCGCAGGAGAAGGAUGGCCUGGGGAGAUCCCAAGGGCCAGGCAGAGAAGCAUGAAGGUCCCUGCUUCUGCUAUGGAUCACAGAUAUUUUACUGUGUUGGAUACCUUGUCUUCAGAGAAAUUGAAAGAUAGUUACAUGUACAUCUGCAACACUGAUUUGUACUUAAAACCCAGAAGCCAAAAUUAAUCUCUUCUCCGCCUCAAAACUUCUGAGGGUCAAGUACUGAAAAUGUAAUAGGUAUGAGUUUCUGUAUUCUAAUUCCAGGUGAUCACAGCUCAGAGGCAUUAGAAUUGGAGGGUCUGCGGUGAAUCACUGAAGUCUCACCUACCUUGAGGAGUUGCAUGCUCUUCCAUCUGUCCAUGGCAAAGCAGACUUCACUGCCUUUUGCUUUUCAUGCAAAAUGUGAAGUUUUGACUUCAGGAGAUAAAAUUAGUGGGGCAAAAGUGUGUGUGUGUGUGUGUGUGUGUGUGUAUAGAUGAGACCUUUUCUCCCUUUGGACCUGGAAGCUUGUAAUAGCUAUUGCCCAGUUGUGAAAACCUUGUUUUUGGAUGAGGAGCUGUAGAAGGUGGUGGAGAUUCACUCCAAGUGCCAUUGGACGUAGUGGAUUAUCUGGGUCCAUUUUCAUCCAGGUUCAGUGCUAGGUUUGAUCCUGAGACAGUCUUGCCAUGAUGAAUGACCAUUGUUGGGGGAGAAAUGGGAGAAGUGUGACCCUGUUUAUUCUCUCAGUGGCUUUGACCAUGUUAUCCUGCUGUGUUGUCUCUGAGAUGGAAGUCGUUGACAUUUUUUUCCCCACUGGUUCGCUGCUUUUAACAAAUAUGUAUUCUGGGGGUGCUUUUGCAUCCAACAUUGUUACUUACAGAUUCAGGUGGCCUUUUUCCAUUUUGAGGUGGUUCAAUGGCCAGGACUGUCCUAGGCAAGGAUAGUCUGGGGUCACAGUGAUCUGUGCUCUAGUAUCCUGACUGCAUUGCUGUGAUGUACUGCAGGGGUCAGCAAACUAUGGCCCUCAGGCCAGAUCAGGGCCUACCUGGGUCCGGCCCGCACUGCAAAGCUGGAACCCGCCGCAAAGCCGAGGCUCCCGGCGAUGGUGACAGGAGGAAGAGGCCGAGUGGCGGUGGCUCUGCCAAUCAAACGCUGUGCCUGGUUUACCUCAGUAAACCAGACACGGCAUUUGAUUGGCAGAGCUGCUGCUGCUCGGCCUCUUCCUCCCACUGCCACCGAUGCCCUGGUGCUCCUGUGGGCCAGAGAGCGGAACAGACGAGCUUGCUCUGCCUACCCACGAGAAGGUAAGCGCAGGGGGUGGGGAGGAGGACUACUUGCCCCCCUCGCCUCUUCUUCCAGCUCGCUCACACACACCCCGUUCUGCUUCUCCGGCCCGCCACAAGGUCUGAGGGACAAUGGACCAGCCCGCUGCUAAGAAAAAUUUGCCCACCCCUGAUGUAUUGUAUGUGGGGCUGCCCUUGAAGAUUGUCAGAAAACAUGAAUUACCUGUCAGAAUUUUAACUGGUAGACUCAACCCAAUUCUAAAAGAAUUAUGUUGACUGUCUACAGUGGUGCCUCGCAAGACGAAUGCCUCGCAAGACAAAAAACUCGCUAGACGAAAGGGUUUUUUGUUUUUUGAGCUGCUUCGCAAGACGAUUUUCCCUAUGGGCUUGCUUUGCAAGACGGAAACGUCUUGCAAGUUUGUUUCCUUUUCCUUAACACCGUUAAUACAGUUGCGACUUGACUUCAAGGAGCAACUCAUAGAACGCAGUGUGGUAGCCUUUUUUGAGGUUUUUAAAGACUUUGGUGAUUUUUGAAGCUUUUCCAAAACUUUCCCGACACCAUGCUUCGCAAGACGAAAAAAAUCGCAAGACGACAAAACUCGCGGAACAAAUUAAUUUCGUCUUGCAAGGCACCACUGUAUUUGCUUUCAAGCCCAAUCAGAAACACUGUUGCUUACCUUUAAGAAUCCUACAUGUCUUGGGAUCCAAAUACUUUAAGAAUUGCCUUUUCCAUAUGCCAGUCUGCCAGGUUCUUGGGAUCAUCAAAAGAGGCUCCUCUCUGUAUUCCACUGUUUGCAGAAGCUUGCUAUGUGGUGAUUUGGGAUAAACCCUUCUCCUUGUUGGUGCCUUGUCUGGAAUGACUGGACCAAACUUUGUUAUAACUAAAGUGGCAUGUUAAGACUGACACAUUUUCCCAAGCAUUUUAAGUUCGUGAACUUAAAAUGUUUUUAAGUUACAUUUAUUUGUUUUAAUGGUUGCAUUUUGUGUGUGUGUGUGUGUGUGUGUGUGUGUGUUGUAUGUUACAUUAUUUGCUUUUUUAUGUUCUGGUGUCUGUGUAGAUGAAGAGUUGGUUAUACAGUAAAUCGUUUAAAUUUAAAGAAGUAGCAUUGGUCAGCAGCUAGUUUUGCUGGCAGGCCACUGAAAUUGCAUGUGAUAAAGGACAAUAGACUUCCAUAGGUAUUGGAGAGAACUCCCGUGGACUCCAGACUGUGUACUUGAGUCUCACGGACAUUAUCUAUGUGGCAGAAAGCCAAGAUAUCAGUUGUCCUUUUUACUUGGGUUAAGGUUUUGCAGCUGUUGCCCCACCCAGAAAGGAUUUUAGGUAAUUUAGCUUGGUGUUCUUGUGAAUGGAAGUCAUAUUGGCUCCAAAUCCCUACCCGCAGUUAAUGCAGGCUUCCUCAACCUUGGCCCUUGAGAUGUUCUGAGACUACAAUUCUCACCAUCCCUGACCACUGGUCCUGCUAGCUAAGGAUCAUAGGAGUUGUAGGCCAAAAAACAUCUGGGGGGGCAAGGUUGAGGAAACAUGAGUUAAUGUCUCCAUGAAAUCUUUCAAUCACUAGUUUGUGGAGCUUGCCCCUUGGUUGCUGUAUGUUUCCCUUGUUGCUGAAGAGGUACAUCUAGCUUCUUCAGGGCCAUAGAAUUUUAAGUUGGAAGGGAUCCUGAUGGUUCUCUAGUCCACCUCCUGCAAUGCAGGAAUCUCAGCUAGGUCAUAAAUGACAAAUGACCACCCACCCUCUUCUCAAAAACCUCCAAGAAAGGAGUCCACAACCUUCCAAGGGAGACUGUUCCACUGUCGAACAGCUCUUACCAUUAGAAAGGUCUUCCUGAUGUUGAUUUGGAAUCUCCUUUCUUGCCACUUGAAGCCAUUUUAUGACAUUUUAUUAUGUUUUAUAUUUUGCUGGAAGCUGCCCAGGAAACCCAGCCACAUGGGCGGGGUAUAAGCAAUAAAAUUAUCAUUAUCAUUAUUGGUUCGAGUCCUACCCUCCAGAGCAGGAGGAAACAAGCUUGCUCCAUCUUCCAAGUGACAGCAUUUAGAUAUUUGAAGAAGACCCUCACAUCUCCUCUCAGCCUCCUCUUUUCCAGGCUAAACAUACCCAGCUCCUUCAACCUUUCCAGGCGCUUUAUCAUCUUGGUCACUCUCCUCUGCACACAUUUCAGCUUGUCAAUAUCCUCCUUAAAUUAUGGUGCGCAGAACUGGACACAGUACUCCUCCAGGUGUGGUUUGACCAAGGCACAAUGGAGUGGUACUAUUGCUUUCCUUGAUCGGGACACUAGACUUCUGUUGAUGCAGCCUAGAAUAGCAUGAGCUUUUUUGCUGCUGCAUCACACUGUUGACUCAUGUUCAGCUUGUGGUCUGCCUAGAUCUUUUUCACAUGUGCUACUGGCAAGCCAGGUGUCCCCCAUCUUCUAUUUGUGCAGCUGGUUAUUCCUGUCUGUGUAGAAUCUUACAUUUGUCUCUGCUGAAAUUAAUUUUCUUAGGUUGGGCCCUGUUCUCCAAUCUGUUACGGUCAUAUUGAAUCCCAAUUCUGUUUUCUGCUGCAUGAGCUACCUUUCCGAGUUUGGUGUCAUUUGCAAAUUGGAUGAGCAUCCCCUCAGUAUCUUCACCCAGGUUUAUAAAGACAUUGAACAACAACAGGCCCAGGCCAGAGCCCUGCAGCCAUGCAGUCCCCCACUUGUCCCUUUUCUCCAUGAUGACAAGGAAGCGUUAGUGAACCCAACUCUUUGGGUUGGGUCAGUCAACCAAUUAUAAAUCCACCUAACAGUUAUCGCAUCCAGGCCACAUUUUACCAUCUUGUCCGUAAGUAUAUCAUGGGGGAAUUUAUCAUAGGCCUUAUUGAAAUCAAGAUACACUGCAUCCACAGCAUUCCUUUGAUCCACCAAGCUUGUAACUCUAUAAAAAAUGAAUUGAGCCGUAGUAACCACAGCUGCAAGGUCAACUGCACUGGUUUUCCAACCUACGUUGUGGUCUUUAUAGUCCUGCACUGUUUCUACCUCUUUCUUUGAUUCACCUAGAAUCCUAGUUAUCCUACAACUUUGUUUUGGUCAAACUCAUUUAGAAGCUCUUCCUUCACUUUAGGCUGACUUAAGUUUCCGCAAGCAGGUUUAACGUUGAUACCUGUUUUCUAUUAUCCACAUUCUGUAUUUUUGCAGCAGUUUUGUUGUCAGUGUUCUAGUUACAGCCAUCUUGUACCUUUAACUUUCCAAAACUUCAGCCUUCCCCCUUUUCGUUUCUGACCCUACUUUGCAGUCUGUCUUUUUCUAUUAUUUUCACUUUCUGUAUUUCAAUGCCAGUAAUAUGCAAUAGCCAUGGUUUUCUUGACAUGGAUGGUGCUUCUUGGAAGCAUAAUACAGAUUUCUUUUAUUAACCGACAAACUUUGCUUACAAAAAAACUGGACUCUCCUCCCCCCCUUUUCAUUACAUUCAGUGGGAAUUAUAUUAAAGGAUUUUAGAUCUUUCCCAAACCGUUACCCACUUACUUUCAGCACAAGGUCUUGUUACAGGCUGAUCUGGUGUUCAAUGGCACCACCACUAAACUAGAGGACUCAGCAGAUAAGCUACCAGGAACUUCCAGAGAAGUGCGGGUUGAAACUGGGGAUGCGGACCAAACAUCUAGGCCUCUGCCUGAGAUGGUUGUCAACCGCUCUGCUCAGACUGUACCUUCCGCUGUCCACCACCACUGAAAUUGGGGUCAUAUCAUUGUAAGCCCCUAUGACACACACACCUGGGCAAAUCAUAACACCAUCACCCAGCACCGCUAAGCGCAGCACAGAGACGAGGGCCACAGAUGAUAAGCUAGCAACUAGCAGUAAGCACACCUUACACUGCCAUUUGGAAGACUGAAAUGCCUUCUCCACACUUCUCCCCUUACCUCCUGCUCCUCAGGAGGAACCCAUCAAAUGAAAUCCUAACUGUCCUGUAAAUCCCCCAAAUGGCAAUAUCCUUUGGUGUUAGCCUCUUUGGGGAUGACCUGACCACAGUCCAGCCCACUGCUGGUAAGAGAGUUCUUACUGCUCUUGCUUUGUUCACUCAGCCAGCAGUCAAAUCUGCAGCACUUUGCAGUCGGCCAGAAGACCCCUCUAACCUGCAGGCAAAUACUACGUGGGACAAGGCAGCCAAGCAACUGAUGCCGACAAAUACACUCACUCUCUCCCCGCCCUCCUCUUUCUCUGGCCGGGAGAGCAGGCAGGGGCCAGGAUAGUGCCAACCAGCCCCUGCUCCUUCAUCUUCCUGUGGGUCUGCUUCCAAGGAGGAGGGAAGGCAAAGUCUCUUCUUAUAGCCAAGGCCAGGUUCUGGACCAUGCCCACACUCCAGCUAGGUUCAUUCAGCCAGUGAUCAAACAGUGCCACAGAUAGCAUCCUUGCAAUUAUAAAAACAAGGAAAGCCAUUCUAAAUGGAGCAGAAUGGUACAAAUUCAGCAAAGCAACUCUUGAGGGCCAGGUCAAAGAGGUGCGUCUUCAGCAUGCUAUGGAAGCUGUACAGUGAAGGUGUUAGGAGCACCUCUGGGGGGAGGGAGUUCCACAGUUUAGAGGCUGCCACAAGGAAAGACCUCCCCCCGGAGUGCCAUUCCCCACACUUUUGAGGGUGGUGGAACUACCAAGAGACACAAACUGACCCACUCACACAGAAAGAGAUCUAAACACCCAUGAAGGUCGGUAGGGAUGGAGGUGGUCAGAUAUUUGGGGCACAAGUCAUGUAUUUUGUGUUUUUAUCUUUUAUCUUUAUGUUAUGAACCGCCCUGAAAUUUUCAGAUAAAGCAUGCUAUACAAAUUGAAUAAAUAAACAAUAGAAUAGAUAAAAUUUAGGGCUUUAAGCACUUGAAUUAGACAGUAUAGGGUGUAGGGGACCACUACAACUCCCAUCACUGGCAUUGGCUCAUGUGUGCUAGGGCUGAUGGGAGUUGUAAUUUGAAAUUGUGGCUUUCCUCAGGGUGUUGAGGGUGGGGUUAGAUGGAGGUACCUCUCUGCUCGUAAUGCAUAAUUGACUUUGAGAACUCUUUGCAACAAGUAGCUUAGAUGGACUAUAAGAAAAUGAUUGGACACAAUUGGUGAGUGCUUCAGAUGCAGCGCUCCUCUGGUCAGUGCCAGGAACAAACAGCAGGCCUGGGAGUUAGCCUUGUGCCCUCCUUGUGAGCUGCUCAGAGGUGUCUGGUCAGCCCCAGAAUGGGAAACAAGGCUGGUGUUGAUGGCCUUUGAUUAGAUGAGAUGCUGAGGUAGCUUUUGAUGUGGCCCAAUCCUCAACACUUGCAGGAGGGUGCAGUAAGUCUGAUGAUGUAAGGGGAUUGCAAAUAAAAUGACAAAAAGGAAGAGAGAACCUCAGAAAGGUAUGUCUCUUCCCACCCCAUAUGGGGGUGCACAUUCCAUGUUGCAGGCACGUGCUGCAACACACACACACCCCUUUCAGCAGAUGGUAGCAGACAGUGCAAUGAGGGCAAGGGCAGAGGCCAGCCUGGCUUUGUGGAACUGUGACCAGCAUUUAAAGGCAUGCCUUAACCUACACUGAAGCAACCGGAAGCAUGUUUUUAAUAAUUGCUAUUUAAUUCACAGCAAAAGUGCUGGGCUUUACAUUGACCGAGUUAGAGGUUUGUCUAAGCUUUGCCCUUUGAAUGUUGUCUUAAGGCAACUUGGUUCGAGAAUUACACAGGGAAGGGCUGCCACUCACUGGCAGAACAUGCUCUUUGCAUACAGAAGGUAUCACAGGCUCAGUUCCUGGCAGCAUUUCCAGUUAAAAAAGCAGGUGAUGGGAAAGACCCUGGAGGGCUGCGACUUGCCAGAGUAGACAGCCUUGGUCUUAGGUGUAAGGCAGCUUCUCAUGUAAAUCGUUGUAUUCAGGAGCCUUGCUUGUCCAGACUAGUCACUUGAAGCUCUGUGUGAAGACCAGGAGUCCCGUUCCUCUCCUGUCUCCAGCAGCUGCUUUCCAGAAGCAUGCAGCCCCCUAAUCCUGAAGGUGUGAGGUGUUGGGAGUGGAAAGUGAAUACAUAAACUCUAAUGCAAGCACACCAGCAGGGCCUGAAUACUGAAAAGGGGUAGAAAACUGACCACCUACAUUUUCAGAUGCACUGACAAUUUGUUCCAGGGAACAGGGCUAAAAAAAAUUGAGGCUCCAGAGUUGUUCUUUGGCACUGUCACUUUCCACAGUAGGACGCCUGGUAAUGCCUAACACUUUGUAGUUCUGCAUAGCAUUGUGCUCCCUCAGGACACAACUGAAUCAUGGCGUUCCUUUGCUACCAUUUGCUCCACUGGUGUCACAAAUGGCAGAGAGCCUCAACUGGAGGAAAAAUAUGCUGGUGUUAAAAAUGUACAUCCCAUCUGAUAAUGAAAAAAAUUGGUACAAGUUAAAAAUACUCCUAAAUGUUGUUGUCGUUUUGUCGUUUAGUCGUGUCCGACUCUUCGUAACCCCCCUGGACCAGAGCACGCCAGGCACUUCUGUCUUCCACUGCCUCCCGCAGUGGAAAUAGCAUCACCUUUAGAGGAAAGAGGCAGCCUCCUGGACCCUGGUUGGCUGGUCGACUCAGGGAGAGCAAAACAGCUGCCAUUCUGCCCCUUUGUGCAUCAUGCUGGCAGCCCUGCACUUACCUCUCCCAGCACUGAGGUUUCGGCAGUAGUCCCCCCCCCUUAUAAAUUUUGCAUAAUUACACUUGCAGAUGAGUAAUUGAUUAGUAAUUGAGGAACAAUGUAACUUUCAAGGUUGUUAGUAGAGCAUAAAGAUGAAAUAAGUCACGAUGGUAGAAAAAUAAGAUGAUGAAAUAAGUCACGAUGAUAGAAAAAGUUCAUAUCACUUAAAAUGAUGAAACUUACGAAGAGCAGUAGUCACUUGAAGCUCUGCUUGCACACAAAGUGCUUAGAAACUAUGGAGGCCACAAAAGUGAGGCUUGAGGGGCAGGAACUGGCCUGCCUACUUGCAGGAGCAGGGGCUUGCCAGUUCAAGCAUCAGAACUGCAAACUCUUAAGCAUUGCCUGUCAUAGUAGACAGAGAAGCUGCCAUUUGCUCUUCUGCUUUCCACUUCCAAUAUGUGAUUGGCCAUUGUGGCACGCUUCAAUCCUUGGGCCAUCACAAAGGACGCAGCCCUUACAAUUACGUGUUCUAAGCAGGAAUAAAAAGGUAACGGGCAAACAACUUCCUCUUUGUGGGUUGUGUGCUUAACACCAUGUUGAGUAGUAAAUCUCAUUUCUUCAAAAGAAAUAUUUGCAGUUUGUGGCUGGGGUAAAGCAAAACCAUACCUGUGGUUAGAUCGCUAACUCAUAAGAUAAAAAGGUAAAGGUACCCCUGCCUGUACGGGCCAGUCUUGACAGACUCUAGGGUUGUGCGCUCAUCUCAGUUUAGAGGCCGGAAGCCAGCGCUGUCCGCAGACACUUCCGGGUCACGUGGCCAGCGUGACAAGCUGCAUCUGGCGAGCCAGCGCAGCACACGGAACGCCAUUUACCUUCCCGCUAGUAAGCGGUCCCUAUUUAUCUGCUUACACCCGGGGGUGCUUUCGAACUGCUAGGUUGGCAGGCACUGGGACCGAGCAACGGGAGCACACCCCGCCACGGGGAUUCGAACCGCCGUCCUUUCGAUCGGCAAGUCCUAGGCGCUGUGGCUUUUACCCACAGCACCACCCGGGUCCAACUCAUAAGUUAGGGGUAGGUUAUUCAUUCAGCCAGCUGUACUUUUGUUCCUGAGACUCAGACAAAUAGAUGGCUUUCCUUACUGUCUAUACCCGCAUUUGGUUGACUUCAAGGCACUAAUGGUAAUCAUGUUGCUUUCAUUCCAGAUGGGAAUGGCCAGUAACCCAAAUCCCUUCGGGCAGCCAUUUAGUCAAGCUGGAGGGCAGCAGAUGGGAGGAGCGGCAGGAGUCAACUCUCCAUUACCAAAUAAGCCAGGCAUGGCAAAUAGCUUGUCUCCUUUUCCUUCAGACAUCAAGAGUGUUUCAGUUACCAGUGUGCCAAAUAUGGUGAGUUUUCUGCAGCUCACAAUUUUUCUCCAUAGUUCUUGUAUGCCUUCCAUUGACACAAACUUUCUAAGCUUGUAAAAAUUGCCCUGAAAAAGACAACUUCUUAUAUUCAGUAGAAAUUGUGUUGGAUCUGUCAUAUGACAUGGGGAAAUAGAGGCACCCGGAAUAGCCUGGAGUCACAGCAGUCAGUGUGAUAUUUUGGACCGUUUUACCAGACUGCCUGCUAAGAUGCACGUGCGCAGAUACUGUUUCUUAGCUGGAUAUUUGGCAUCCUUGUGCAGCAUUCAUUUCAGCAGUUUUCAGGAACAGCUCUGAUGGGUCGUGCUGCGGGAAUUUCAUCUGUUAGCAACUUUUCUGAAAGUAAGGAAGCUAAUGAGGAACAUUAAUUGUUAUGCAACUUUUUUGCUUGAAAAAAAUGGACAGUGGGAGACGUAUCUGUAAAUGAAAGGGGUGUUUUUCAAACGUAUAGUGCGUAUAAUUUCUUCAGUCUCUAUAUCAAGGAAGGAAUAUAUUUCUGUAGGGUUUUAUUUGCUCAUGUUUGGCAACUCAAAACACUUUUUGCUUCUGAAAAAAUUGAGGUAGGUGGCAGUGCAAGACCAUUCAGGAUUUGGAAACCUCAGAUUUUUAACCAUAAAUAUGAGUUGGAGUAAACUCUUGAAACAGUUUGCUAUGAUCUCUUCCUCUUCUAGCUGUCCCUUCUCAUCUUUCCUCCUGUCUUCCUUGCUUGAUGAAUUGACUACCCUGCUGUCCUCCUCUAAACUCUCCAGAUGUGCCCACCUCACCCUGUCCUGUUUUCUGGGUUGCCAUCUGUCCUUCCAUUAUUCUCCUUCACACAACCAGACCCUUUGCUCCUUUUCCCAGCCCGCCCCCCAGCCCCAUUUCAAAUGUGUCAAUACCUCCUCAAGAAACCAUCUCUUGGUCCUCCUUCCUCAUUUGGCGCAUGCUCCAUCUGCCAUGACUUUUCCUCCUCCAGCUUCACUCUCAGCCUCUAAAUCUGGUAUCUGCCCCCACCCUCAGCAUUCCCCUGCCUUCACAAAGACCACUGGCCCUCCACACUGCAAAAUCUAAAACCUCCUUGAUACUUCAAACACCUUUGAUACUUGAUCACUCUUCCCUACUUGAUCCCUUUUACACGUUAGGUUUCCACGAUUCUCCUCUUACUUAAGCAUUCUUUCAGUUUUUUGGUAGGCAUAAGCUCUUCCACUGCUUUUCUCCUCUUUCUAUUGGUAUCUCUGCACACACUGUCCCUGGGUGACCUUAGUAAACCCCAUGGCCUUUACAAAAAAAUAAUAAUUAAAAAAUUGUCCAGUAGCACCUUAGAGACCAACUAAGUUUGUUCUUGGUAUUAGUUUUCAUGUGCAUACACACUUUUUCAGGUGUAUUUGGGCACAGUUAGAGACCACAAAACAAACUGAUAAUGCAGCCCUAUAAAAUUAUUAAUUAAUUAAUUAAAUUUGUAUACCAUCCUAUACCUGCCGGUCUCAGGGCUGUUCGCAACAUUAGUGAGGAAAUGGCUGAGUGGGUCACAGCAUUAGUUUUAUUGAAAGAGAAUGGGGUUUAAUGACUGCAGGGCUAAAUUACAUGCUGCCAUUAAGAAUUUAAGCGACAUGGAAAAUGAAGAAUCAGCUGUGUUCAUUUUUAGUUUGAUAUCUGAAUAUUUCAUCCAGGGAUCAAUUCUCACAUGUACGUAUGUGUGUGUUAUUGAAUGGGAGCGAGUGGGUAAAAGACUUACUGAUAGUUUUUAAAAAUUUCAAUAAAUUUAUAUUUUUGUCAGAAGAAAAACGUGGUGGGGAAGGGACCUUAUAUUUUUCAUUGGUCUUCCGUUAUCUAACCUUGGUCUCUUUGUGUCUGUUCAGCACUCUGCUGCCAAAAUUAUUCCUCACCUCUCUGAUCACCUGACACCCCUCCAAAAAUCCCAUUCCCAGAUGCUGCUCCUCACGCUCCUUGUCUUGCCUUUAGAACCUUGCAUGGCCUUUCUCCAGCUCUGAUCUUUGCUCGCCCUUCUCCCUUGGGGCCACCAGUGCUUGGAUUUCCUCACGUGUUGCCACCUCUCGUCAUUUAAACGCUUCUUCAAGACACAUUUUCACCCCCUAGUUCCCAUGCGCUGUGUGUAAUCUUAAGCAUGUGCAGCUGGAAGAACCACAUAUUGCUUCCCUCUUUUCUCGUGCCUCCCCUUCCCCUUCCCCUUCCCCUGCCUCUUUUUCUCAAAUUUUAGAGGGUUUGCUUCUGAAGACAGAAUGGCCUGUCCUCCUGUACUCCCUGAAGCAGAGGUUCUCAACCUUUUUGAGUCAGUGUAUCCCUUGACCAACUACAUUCUUUUUGCAGCACCCCUGUGGGGCUUACGAUAGGGUUGCCAUAUUUCAAAAAGUGGAAAUCUGGACACAAAAGUUGUUGAGCGCUUUUUUGGCAAAGUUGUUGAGCUUUUUUCUCCUUUUUUAAUUUUUGAGCUGCUAUUUUAAAGGAAUUUCGCCAAAAUCUACACUUCCAACAUGGGUUACCAUACGUCCAGAUUUUCCCCAGACAUUUCAGCGAUUUCCACCCUGACACUGUUUCUGAUGGCUGUUUCCCGGCUAUGUCUGGGAAAUUCCAGGUGAAUGGCAACCCUAGCUUGGGAGCCCAGUUAUGUCACCCCAGAGCUGGCAGCCUCUUCUCCUCUCCCCUCUCCUUGGGAGUCCUCCAGUCAUCUGCUGCUGCUGCCCCUGGUCUCUGAGCUGCCCCCCAAAAGAGAGGGGCCUGAAAAGAGGAUGCCCCCAGCCUUACUGGUCCAGAGGAGAACAUGAGGCCCUCACCUUAUCUGGGGGGGCAGCAGUGGGCGUCACCAGGCCUACAUGGCAGAAAGGCUCCCCUUCAGCCUUGGGCACUCAGCUCCCAGGCAGACAGGCCUUGCACACAGCAAACACAAGAAAGGCCAGCGCACUGCCUGCUUGCCUGCCUGACCUCCCACUAGUCUGUCCAUUCCCAGCCCCAGGGGCUGGUGGACUGGCUGGGCUCCCUGGCCUUGCUUGCUUGCUCAGCUCCUGGCGACCAGCACCCCCUAGCCAGCCCCAGAGGCAGCACUCGCCUGCAGAGCUUGUCGCAGGGGCUGCUGCAAUAAACAACUGUGCAAGCCUCUGGGAAGCAGAGAUGCAAGAGGGCAUCAGAGGAAGGAGGGAAGGAAAGAGGGACAGAGGCCAGGGUGGCCCAUGGCACCCUUGACCAUCUUUCAAGGCACCCCAGGGUGCCACGACACACUAAUUGAAAACCACUGCUCUAAAGCAUUAGGCACACUGAUGGUGCUAUAUAUGAACAUAAAUGAUAUUUGAUGUUAAAUCCAGUGCUGCCAUCCAUGUCACAGAACAGCUUUUGAUUCAGCAGAAGGGCCUACUCUCAUAAGAGGAGGCAGUGUUCUUCACUUCCCCCUUCCUGAUCCAGCCCCGUACGCUUUCUCCUGCUGUUCUGCAGUGGCUCCCCAUUUGUGGAAUGCUCCCCCCAGGGAGGUUCUCCUGGCGCCUUCAUCGUACACCUUCAGGCGCCAGGUGGAAAGGUUCCUCUUUAACCAGGCCUUGGGCUGAUUGAUGCCCAGUGCCCUUCUAAAAUGUGUUGGGAAGGGCACAGCUUACUGGGUUGUGUUUGUUUUUAUUAUGUAUCUUGUGCUUUUAUAUUGUGUUUUUACAUUGUAACCACCCUGAGACCUGCAGGCAAAGGGCACUAUACUAAUUUAAUAAAUAAUUUAGCAAGUAAUAAUAAAAUAAAGGCCAAGGCCUGAGGCUUUCUGAGGCCUUAUAAAUGGUCCAAAUUCUGGCUGCUUGCAGGAGCCACCAAUCCUUAAAGCUUUCGAAGAUACUGGUGAGCAUUUUCCAAACCAAGGAGGAACCAGGUGCUGCUUUUGUAGAGUGAAGGAGAAAUGUUGGGGUUCCCUGCCUUGCUGUUCUUCCACUUGCUGAGAAGGCAGGAGCUGGAGGCCUCUAGCAGAGAAGAGCAAGCUGUCUCUCUGCACACUAGAGCCCCAGCAUUGGUGGGGCUGCUGGGCUUGGCAGCUUCCCCAUUGGGUCAUCCCCACCUUGGUCACGGGUUUUGGAUGUGUCUUCAGAAGUGAAGCGGAUGGGCUCCCUUCAGAAACUGCCUUGUGCAAAAGAAGGCGAUGUUGGGCCAGUCAGUACCUGCUGACCUGAGAGUGUUCUGUUCUCUAUACCUGCAGAACAUACUUAGCAAAGUCUGAGGAACAGUGCCUGCUUCUGUUAGGACACUUCUAUGCCAGCUAUUGUUGGCCCAGGAAAAGCACUGCAGUUUUUGUUUUAUAUCUCUAAUUCUUUGGGAUGGCAGCAACUUUCUCUUUGCUGAAUAAACAUGAAUGGUUUCCUGUUUCCCAAACUAAAAAUGAAAGCUUUUUAAAAUACCGGUUUUAAACUGACAAGUGUGAUCUGGAGAAGUGUGAAUUGACCUCCAAGUAUGUCUGAGGUGGUCCGCAUUGAACUGCUUGGAGUGCUAGUUAUGAUUUGGUGAUAAUUUAGCAAGAGAACAUACUGCCUGCUGAAAUAUUAUUAAAAAGGAAAGCAACAAAUGUGGAAGUAGACAACAACAGGUGCUUUCAGAUGGAGGCAAAGUAGCUUAAACUGUCAGUCAUUCUCAUCUAAUCUCAUGUGGAUGGCAACUGCAUUGAAAGGAGCGAGACUUGCAUGCAACAUGUUUAGAAUCAUGCAUACAUCUGGUUCACAGCACACCUCAGGAGUUCCCAUUGAAUUUAUUGGCACUUCUGAGUAUUUAUGUCCAGGGUAGAGUGCAUAGCUAUAAGUUCUCCCACAAAGUAAAUGCUAAAAAUUGCAUGGUGGAAUCUUAGUGGCUGUUAGUUGUGGCAAAUUAGUUUGAGAUGGUGAUCAAAUGGAUGCUCUUUAAUAAGAUUGCAUUGCAAGUUGUUCUGUCCUAAGUGAAGCUUCGUAAGGUGAUACAAAAAUGUUUUGUCUUUCUUUUUAGUCUCAAAUGCAAACCCAGGUACAGCAGGUGGGAAUUGUACCAACGCAGGCAAUGGCAGCCGGGCCAACAGCUGACCCUGAGAAACGCAAACUUAUUCAGCAACAGUUGGUUCUGCUACUUCAUGCUCACAAGUGUCAGAGACGAGAGCAAGCCAACGGAGAGGUGCGGCCAUGUGCCCUUCCCCACUGCCGAACCAUGAAAAAUGUCCUCAAUCAUAUGACACAUUGUCAAGCUGGAAAGGCCUGUCAAGGUAAGAGCAAGGGUUUAAAACCAUGUCAGGAGGUCUGUGGUAUAUGGUUCUCCAGUUGUUUGUCUUCUGCACGAUUGUGUCCCUCUCUCUGGUCAGUGAAACUGGGCCUCCUUAAGUUUGAGCGUCAUGGCCGAGUUGACUUUAUUGCCACAGGAGGCAUUUUCCAAUUCCAGAUCAGCCCAUAUAUGGAGUAGGUAGCUCUCCAGGGCUUCUGGCAUUGGGGGUUAAUUCCCUCCCUUGUGGUUUAGUCCUAUACUGUUUUUGAAAUUCUCACCAUGCCUCGGUUCACUUGGAAGCAGGUGGGAUAAUAAGUAUUGAUUUGCAGAUUGCCUCUAGAAGCACACCUGUUGGCCUCAUCAGAAGGUCCAGGCUACUGCUGCUUUUCUCUGCAGUCCUCAAGGUCUUGCAACAAACCUGCAGCAGGAGACAGACAGGACACUCAGAUCCUUUCAGAAGUACUUUGGCAGGCUGAGCAAGUUGGGGUCACAAGUCCCACCCUGACCAUGUAGGCAUCUAGCUUGACCCCCUGCUAACGUUGGAGAUCCAGAGCUAGAGUACUCCCCUCCCUACACACGACAAAGAGAUGACUGCCCACCCUCUGCUGGAGGCCCCCUUCCCAGAAAACUGCUUCCAUUGCCAAGCUGUUCUUACUCUUCUAAAGUUAAGCUGAAAUCUACCCCAUUGAUCUUCAUGCUGUUAAACCUCUGUGUUCCCUCUUUUCUCUCUUCUCUGGGACAACUCUUCAUGGGUUGGAAGAGGGCUGCUAUGCCUCCUCUCCGUCUUCAACCUUUCCUCAUAAGACUUGUUUCUCAUACUACCAACCAACUUCAUUCCCCUUUUGAACCUAUCCCAGUUUGCCUGCGUUCUUGGAAGUGUGGCACACACAGCUGGACUCACGACUCCAGAUGCAGUCUUACUAAUGCAGAAUAAAGUGGGCCUGUUAAUUCUCACCACUUAAAAACACUGGUUGGCAUCUGUUUGUCUCGGGAGACAGUGGAAGAGUGUGCCUUCGGGGGGAAGUCAAACCAUUGGAGAGUUACAGCGCCUGCUGUGGCUGUAGAGGACGAAAUGGGGGGAAUGUUUUGUUGUAGCUGGGGCAAAUGAAGGCGUCUGCUUGUGCUGGUACAGGUGUACCAUGAUGUUUCUUCUUAGAAACAGUGGUUCUGCUGAAGCAGCCUAAACUUGUAUUAGCCUAUUUUUGUAGCUGCAGUAGACUACUCAUACUGGGAGUAGAUUGCAGUCUCUUAGAAGUUGGACAUACCUGAUCUAAGUCAUUGAUAAAAAUGUAACAAGGCUGCUCCCAGGACAGCCUCCAGCACCUCCUUGAAACUCCCCCCCCCCCCGGCUUGAUGCAGAGCGUUGAUGGGCGUGCAUCCCUCUGGGGCACUCUUUUUACCAGCUGUGAACCCACCUGGUGGUUUUUAUCAUCUACGCUGCCUUUAAUUAACCCAAAUGUCAUGGAGAUUUUUGUCUAAUGCUUUGCUGAAACCAAGGUGAAUUUCACUGAGAGCGUUCUCACAAUCCUCCAAAGGAUACGAGAGCAAAAGGGAGAGAAGGCUGCUUUUCUGUUCCCGGAAUGUGACUCUUCACUUCAAAAAGUUUGCCUGCCAAUAAGAUGGUCGUCGGGUGUGAGGCCAGGGUCCCCGUUCGUGUGAUGGGCAGGGCAGGCAUUUCCCCCGCAGCUGACUAGGAAUGAAAGGUUUGUAAGGCCCUCCUACAGUGGGCUGCUGCCCCAGCAGACCAAACCUACCACUGUCCUCCCUCAUAGGUUCAUGGCAGCCAGAAUUAGACCUCCCUCUGAAUUCUGCUUUUGCACAGGCUUUAAACCCGUUGUAAUUCCUGUUUCACUGUUUGUUUGCAAGAGCCAAAGCCGCAGGGAAGAAGUGUGGCACACAGCAGAUGUUUGGAGAGCAGCUAAGAUAUUUGGCUCCAGGAUGGGUUCUCUUAGACCAGGCAUUGCUGGUGGUGGUGGGAGUGGUCUUGAAAGGCUUGGAGAAUGUCUGUAUUAAACUGUUUCCCAAACCUUUGGGGCUUCUCCCUAUCCCAGUCCAGCUUGCAGUCCACUGUAGUGGGGGGACGACAACGGAGGAGCCACUUCCUGGGCACUGCAACCCAAGGCCAACUGUGCCGGCCGUGACAUGGAGGGCUUUGACUUGUCCUGCUAUUGUUGCUAUUGUUCGUUUGUUUAAAUUUGUAUACCACCCUUCAUCCAAAGAUCCCAGGGCAGUUCGUAACAAAACAAAACAAAAAUAAUUAGAAUACAUAAUAAAACAAAAACUGCAGUCCGCCCAGGCCCUGCCCUCCUAGUCCAGGUGGAAGUAUUGCCUGAGCAGAGUGGGGGGUCUGGACUUGAAGACAUUGCCUGCUCUCAGUUUCCCUGCUCUGGAUCUGUUUGCCCAGGAGAAACAGACUUGGGCCUCCAGUGGAGGAAGGAGAACUCCCUCUACAGUGUCCGUAGCAUUUUCCUUCACAAUGUCCACCUUGGUUUCAUCACAUUGCAUUUAUUCAAGGAUUAAUGGCUAAAGUGGGGUGUGUUGUUGCUUUGGAAGAACUGAGAGGGGCUGAGGUUGCAGGAUGGGGCCUGGUCUUUUGAGACACAAUCUCUACUCCCUUUUGGGGGCGCAAUUGCAAAAGCCCUAUGAGUGGAUUUAAGCUCAAUUGGCAUUCUCUUGCUAAGAAUUCUGAGGUUUACUUUUUGUAUUUCUGGUGGCGAAGCAUCAGUGCUGAGUCCAUAUCUUUGGGAUAUCAGCUGUGCAGUGUGUACGAAUUGCAUUUCUUGUCCUUUCCGUCCAUUAUAAUUGAGUGGCAUGUUGAGGGUUAUGUUAUUAUGGUCAUGGAAGGUGGAUUUAAUGUUUAAUAAUCUUAUUUAAGUUUGCCAUUUAUGCAUAUUUAGAUAUAUCCUUUUACCUGCCAAGAACCUCUAAACAGCUUUAAAUAGAUGAAGCAUCUUUCAAAUAUUUCAUUUUUAUAAGUUACUGUUACUUACCUUUGGUAGGAGACCAUUUAGUCGUGACAGCCUUUUUAAAACGAUAAAAUAGAAUAAGGAAAUUAUUUGUGUCCCCUUAUCUUCAUUAGUCUAGUAGGUGACACUGUCAGUGUUCCGUUUCUACACCAAUGUAGAAUGUUCUCCUGCUGCGUUGUCUGCUUUGCUUUUUCCAGUAAUGCUCCUUGUUCAUAGAUGUGAACUUUCAAAUGCUCCUGCAGCAUUUACUGGAGAAAACAGGUGACCUCAGAGUGGAACUGAGAUCCUUCAAACUAUAAAGAUGUUGCAUAUGGUUUCUCUUCUUGUCCUAGUUGCCCACUGUGCAUCGUCACGUCAGAUCAUAUCCCACUGGAAGAAUUGCACGCGGCACGAUUGUCCUGUGUGUCUCCCAUUGAAAAAUGCCAGUGACAAGAGAAACCAGCAACGUACGUAUUCACCAGUGUUCAGAAAAGUCUGGUUUGGAAUACAUACUUAGGAGAUUCUGCCCUGAAGAAGUCCAGUGUAAAUGUAAUGCCAGCCUAAUUCCCCUUCUGAUUAUUUUUGUGAUUUGCUAGUUCGCAAACCUGCGCUAGCAAGUUGAGAUAAUCAUGCAUAAAACUGUAAGGGUGUCUCUCAUGCCGUCUCUACAUGAGAAGGUGUGAUGGGAUCUCUCCCCCUGCCUUCAACACCCCCAGCACCCCUUUACAAUCUGCUGUGAAGGGUUGAGGGACCCCACCCCCCAGAGAUGGUUUUGGCAUGCUUGUAAGACUGCAGAACUGAGGAGAAAGGUGGGAUCUCAUUGCACAAGUCCACUUCCACUAUGUUGGAUUCCACUCACAGCAUCUAGAAGAAUCCCUAGAAAGAUCUCUCUUUGUUGCCAGGUGUCUUGGAUGACAAUUAUAGCAAUCGAAACACAAACUGAGCAAGGGUCAGUUAAUGCGCCUGCUCCUCAGUCGUGUGUGGCAGUGGGGUGUGGUUCUUAUCAUUGGCCCAGGUCUCUCCAGUCUGUAAAAGGGCAGAGUUAUUUCAAGACCCUUGCCAUCUCAUCCUCACCUACACCCCAGGGUUGUUGUGAGGAUAAGGGGGGUGGAGAACCAUGUACACUGCCGCAAGCUUCUUACAGGGAAGGCAGGGCAUGAAGGCCAUUCAGUCAAGGUUUUAAAAAUCCAACAACAUCUUGGCCAGGUUCCUCUGCUCUGUCCAACAGCAUUUCAUGCUUCUUUUGUCCUCCUCUUUUGCAGCACUCCUGGGAUCCCCAGUUGGUGGCAUCCAGAAUUCUAUUGCCUCUGGCACGGGACAGGCAACGACUCCUUCUUUGAGCAACCCGAACCCCAUUGACCCCAGUUCCAUGCAGCGAGCCUACGCAGCUCUUGGCCUGCCCUAUGGCAACCAGUCCCAGCAGGCGCCCCUGCCGCCCCAAGUGCAAGGCCAGCCAGCCGCCCAGCCCCAGGCUCACCCGCAAAUGAGAACCAUGAAUGCACUGGGUAGGUGCGGGCGCAUGCAAGAGGGGGGUGGGGUGGGUUUCAAACGAAUGUUAACUGCUUUGGGGGGCAUGGAGGGGAAGGGGGUACAAAUCUUACUAGAAAUACAACAGCAAAUGUAACUGCAGCCUCAUUCACAAACUGCAAAAAAGUGGAGCCUCCCCUUUUUUGUGUUUGGUCUCUCUCUCUCUCUCUCUCUCUCUUGUCCUCCUUGACACCCACGCUUGUGCCACAGAUUCAUCCUUCCUGGUGUAGAACUUGGGGGGGGGGGAGAAUAGUGAAUCUGUUAACCGCAGUUAACAACAACAAGGUAAAUAUAUGAGAUGAAAUAGGGUGGAAGAAAAGGAUCUGCAGCAGAAUACUGUUUGAGUAGAAUGCCAAGGAGAGAUGGACCGGGAAGUCGUGAGAGAGGUGACUUGUAAGGGAAAAGGUGUAAUGUAUAUACUAAAACUUUGGAAAUGACCAAACUGCAGGAGGCAGUGGAAGACAGGAGUGCCUGGCGUGCUCUGGUCCAUGUGGUCAUGAAGAGUCAGAAACGACUAAACAACAACAAACAUAUAUUUAAAAUAGUGAAUGUGGUAGGACCGCUAUUUAUACAGUUAAGGAUCUUGCUUGAUCUAUCCUACGGUACAUAUAAAAAUGUUAGUGAUUUAAUGGUGUGAAUUGACUGGUAUUUCCUCUGAACUAAACGAGGGAUAAUCUUAUUCCAAAGGAACUAAUCAAAUGAAUCUGACUGCUGGAGGAAUAACAGACCAGCAACCUAGCAUGAUCCCAGAAACUGCGCUUCCGACUUCACUUGGGGCAGCAAAGUAAGAAAUGUUUUUAAAGGCUUGUUGAGUGUUUACACAUGAUUCCUAUUUUCAGUUGUAGAAAUAACUAGUCCUUAGUCACUCUUUUUCUCCCAGUUGUUUCAUAGUCCCCUUUUCCAAGUAACUCCUCAGUUCUUUGUUUUCUAUUUUCCCUUCAAAAGCAAAAUUGCACUUGAAUUUCAUUACCUGCUCUGUUGUAGUCAGUUACUGGAUAAUUUCUUAGCCUUAAAAACAAGACUUUUCUGGAAGGCAACAGAGAGCUUCCAGAGUUUCCUCACUGCCUUUUCUUUUAGCUCCUUAAUGAAUGAUGGCACAAAUUCGAUGCCCACAGCUGCACCACCUUCAAGUACCGGGGUGAGGAAAGCCUGGCACGAGCAUGUCACUCAGGACCUGCGCAAUCACUUAGUGCACAAACUGUAAGUGUGUCGCGUGGGCGGACCCGACUUGCUGCGGGGCAGGGCAAGAGUCUUGCCAGAGCUGCAGCCCUGCUCCUUGGCGUUUGGGGGUUUCAUGGGUCUGAAGGCUUCGGGGGGGGUUGGAGGGGGGGUGGAGGGUUACAGUCAGAACUGGUUUAAGAAGAUUCUCCAUUCUUUCCACUUACGUUUUUAUUUUCAACAACCCAACCCUAGACCCACAUUUUCUCUCAGGGUGUAACUAUCAUCAAUUUCAAUUAUGCCAUCCUAGGGGAAGACUGAAUCUCUCCCAAUUACCUGAAAACUGGGCUUUUGGACUUCCGGAGGUGGCGCCAGCGGUUAAUGGCGGAUUUCCUCGAUCGGAGGAUUUUCUCACCACGAAACUAAGGGUCGAAUCCCGCUUCGGCGUAGCGGGGGACCCUCAAAAAUCACAGGCGGAGGAAGCCUGUGAGCCUGGGACCCAGCGGGCACAUUUGGCGCCCCCCCAACCCGGUAAAAAGCCCGGCAAUGGGCUCGGAAUCGGAGCGGGGGAGAGCGCUGUGCUGUGGGCUGUCUGCUCGUUCGUGGUGUGAAGCCGCAAGCUGUUGACCGGAGAGCGCUGCCUUUUUUCCUUGAAAUUCGGACUUGAAAAUCAACGAUCCAUGAGUAGGAUAUAAUCUAAUUGGAACUGUACAAAUUCGGAAUUUGGCCGAAAACGGAAAGAGGUAUAAAAAGGAAGUCUGCCUCUUUCCUUGUAGAUAAAAUAAAGCAUUGAACUUGAAAGCGGAAGCAUUGGAAAAGCACGUAUAGUGGACUUUAAUCCAACCAUCUGACCUGGACUUUUUCCUCCUUAAACUGAGGGAAAAGGGGGGAGAAUUGUGGAUGUGAUUUCUUCACAAAGAAGUGGAAUAGAAGGGAUUAAACCAUCGUUCAAUUCCCUGGGAAAGGAUCUCCAGAGGUAACUUAGGAAAGAAAGAGAGGUACUGUCUUGCAAUAUAUUUUGACAGCUAGUCCUGCACAGGAAAUAAAAGUUUGGACAUAUUAUGUGAAUAUAUAUCUCCUGAUCCUAAGUUAAUAUUUGGUAUAGACUGUUUUCUUCCUGAAUAAACUGGAGGGGCUUAAAAAAGAAACUAAAGUAUCCAAGAACUUUUAUGACUGUUACAGUGUCCCCCUAGUGGAAUUUGGAAUUGUUACAACUUGUUAUAAUUGAAACUGUAGCUGGCUUGAGGAAUUCUCACACUGCUUUGUUGGAAAUUUCCACUGUUUGAUUUUAACUGCGUGACUGACCUUGAGCAUUAUCUAAAGGAAUGGCAGAUGGUAAAGAGAAAGCGGAUGCAUCGACUACAAGGUCGGGAAGGUCUAUUCGCACAGAAGAAGGAUUACAAAGGAGAUCUUCGGCCUCAGGCCCUUCUGGAACCUCAACAACAGCCUCAUCGGCACAAUUAAAAGUAAAAGGUACGACAAGUGAUGAUGUCUUUGCUCAAGUCUUGGCCAAGGUCAAUGAAUCUUUAAACAGAAUAAGCCAACAAGUAGCAGAGGCAUGUGACAAGAUUGAUCAAAAUACAAUAAGUAUCAAUCAAAAUACAACAAGUACUAAUCAGAAUACUGCAAGUAUAAAUAAUUUGGGCCAAAAAGUAAAUACUAAUACAGAGACUAUUCAGAAAUUAUUAGAGGAAUCGGCCUCAAUACGCCAGAUUGCUGAGGAGGCUAAAGAAAUUGCUACAACUUCUGCUACAGAGGUUAAAGAGGUCCAAGAGACAAUACCAACACUGCACAAACAACUGGAAGACCAUAAAUUGACCCUGUCUAUGAUAGAAUUGAAGGAAAAGCAAGUGAACUUACGGGUCAGAUCGGUACCUGAGGUGGAAAAGGACAAUCUAGCUGAAUUUCUCACGCAGGAAUUUUUGGACUUUUGGGAUCCAGAAUUGGCAAAAGACAGUUUCAAAAUAGUAAAUGCUUUUAGACUUGGGAGAAGAGGAGAGAAGAAGGUGAGAGAUUGUUUGAUUACUUUUCGAACAAAAGAAGAUAAGAUUUUGGGCCUACAUUUUAAGAAGACACUGGAAAUCCAACGGACAAGGGUGGAAAUAUUUAAAGAUAUUCCGAAAUACCUUCUGGAUCUCAGAUCAAAAUACAAAGACUUGGUUACCCUGCUGAGAAGGAACAGUAUCAACUUUAGGUGGGAACUCCCUCAAGGCCUGUCUUUUAGCUACAAAGGAAAGAAGAGGAAAAUAAGAUCGGAAGACGACAAAGACAAAUUUUGCAGAGACCACGGAGAAGACUUACAAAAAGAACUAUUUCCGGAACCAAAAGACCGUCCGAAAGAAGGGAUACCACCGACGGAUGAGGAACAGGCACUAGGUGCAGUAGGAGGAGAACUAAAACAAUAACAUCAUGGCCCUGCAACUUUUAACAUGGAACUGUCGGGGUUUGAAUUCCCCUCAGAAAAGGAAGUCAGUAUUUCAUAUAUUAAAAAAGGAACAAUUGGACCUAAUUUGUUUACAAGAAACACAUAUAACAAGAUUACACAGGAAAUUGUUGAUAAAUAAAAGACUUGGUCAGGAAUUUAUUUCGUCGGACAAAGUUAAAAAGAGAGGGGUUGUGAUUUACGCAAAAGACAAUUUAUCACCGAAAUUUGUUUUUAAAGAUGACCAAGGAAGAUUUGUGGCAAUUGAAAUUCAAACACAAGGAGAAAAAUUUCUGAUUGUAGGAGUCUACGCACCAAAUGAUGGGAAAUCUGAUUUUUUUAAGAAGUUGCAUGAGACCCUGAUGGACCAUAUGGACUAUAACACGAUUCUGAUGGGAGAUAUGAAUGGAGUGGUAUCUACUUAUAUGGACAAGGCACAAAGACAGGUAGUCACCAAGGAUGGUAGACUACCGAAAACUUUUUUUGAUAUGACAGACAACUUGGAUUUAGUGGACAUUUGGAGAAUUAGAAACCCCUUGGCUAAAGAGGGAACUUUCUUUUCUGAAGCCAAAAUGACCUGGACAAGAAUUGACCAAAUUUGGAUAACUAGAGGAAUGGCACCAAGGACAAGAAAGGUGGAAAUCUGCCCAAAAAUUUGCUCCGACCACAAUGCUGUUAAGAUGGAAAUGAGACUAACACCAACUGGCUCCUUCAGAUGGAAGAUGAAUGACACCUUAUUUAAAGAUGAAGAAUUUCUUAAGAAGGCCCAAAAAACUCUGAGAGAUUACUUCGAGAUAAAUCUUAGUUCCAAUGUGGAGAAAAGAGUAAUCUGGGACGCAAGUAAAGCGGUUAUGAGAGGGUUCUUAAUACAACAGAAUGCGAUAAAGAAAAGAACUCAAAAUGAGAAGAAGGAUAAAAUAAUGGACAAAAUAAAUGAAUGUGAAAAAAGACUGAGAGUAAAUCCCAAAUCUCAAGAGAUUCUGAGAGAGUUAAAGUUAUAUCAAGUACAAUAUAUGAAAAUGAUGAACCAGGAAAUAGAAUGGAAAAUUAAACAAAUGAGACAAAAGACUUUUGAAUCAGCCAAUAAAUGUGGCAAAUUGUUGGCAUGGCAAAUGAAAAAGAGACAAAAACUAAAUACGAUUACGAACUUAGAAGUGGAAGGAAGGAAUAUACAGAACCCAGCGGAGAUCAGAAGUUGUUUCCAGAAGUAUUUUAAACGACUAUAUACUCAAGGGCCAAUGAAAGAAACAGACUUAGACCAAUUUUUGAAAGCAAAUGGAUUACAAAAAAUAUCUCAAGAAAAUAAAUUAAUUUUGAACCAUAGAAUAACUGAACAGGAAAUAGAAGGUGCCAUUCAAAACAUGCAACUGGGUAAAUCUCCAGGACCAGAUGGCUUGACCUCUAGAUACUACAGAUCUUUAAAAGAAUGGUUAAUUCAACCAUUGAAAGAGGUCUGCAAUGAAAUAAUGGAGGGGAAGAGAGCACCAGAGUCGUGGAAAGAAGCAUAUAUUACACUUGUACCAAAAACAGAGACUGAAAAGACACAACUUAAGAACUACCGCCCUAUAUCAUUACUUAAUGUGGAUUACAAAAUUUUUGCAGAUAUUUUGGCGAAGAGAUUUAAAAAGUGUUGAUGGAAGAGAUUCACAAAGACCAAGCGGGCUUUCUCCCAGGAAGACAUUUGUCUGACAAUUUGAGGAAUAUAAUUGAUAUUUUGGAAAAAUUAGAAGUGAAUAUAAACACUAAAGCAGUGUUGAUAUUUGUAGACGCGGAGAAAGCCUUUGACAAUAUUUCUUGGAAUUUUAUGAAGAAGAAUCUACAGGGUAUGGGGGUAGGCCAAGGUUUUGAGAAUGGUAUAAGUGCAAUUUAUUCAGAACAAAAGGCUAAACUAAUUGUAAAUAAUGUUGUGACGGAAGAACUUAAAAUUGAAAAAGGGACACGACAAGGUUGCCCAAUUUCCCCACUUCUUUUUAUUUCGGUCCUGGAGGUUUUGCUGAAUAUGAUUAGAAGGGACCAGUCGGUUAAAGGUAUACAGGUCGGAACUAAACAGUACAAAUUGAGAGCAUUUGCAGAUGACUUAGUAUUGACGUUACAGGAGCCAGAAUCUAGUACUAAAAGGGUUUUAGAACUGAUUCAAGAAUUUGGUCAAGUGGCAGGAUUUAAAUUGAAUAAGUCAAAAACCAAGGUUUUAGAGAAAAAUUUAACACCGAUUGAAAGAGAGAGGUUUCAGAAUGAGACAGGCUUAACAGUGGUUAAGAAAGUUAAAUAUUUGGGGAUUAACAUGACAGCAAAAAAUGGGAACUUAUUUAAAGAUAAUUAUGAAAAAUGCUGGUCUGAAGUGAAAAAAGACCUAGAAAUUUGGUCAAAUUUGAAGCUUUCACUGCUGGGCCGUAUUGCUGCGAUAAAAAUGAAUGUAUUGCCUAGAAUGUUGUUUUUGUUCCAAACUUUGCAGAUUGUGGACAAAAUGGAUUGUUUCAAGAGGUGGCAGAAAGAUAUUUCUAAAUUUGUCUGGCAGGGCAAGAAGCCUAGAAUAAAAUUUAAAAUACUAACAGAUGCAAAGGAAAGAGGUGGAUUUGCCCUGCCAGACCUCAAACUUUACUAUGAAUCAGCAGCCUUUUGCUGGUUGAAAGAAUGGCUACUUCUUGAAAACACUGACAUUUUGGACUUGGAAGGUUUUAAUAAUGUAUUUGGAUGGCAUGCAUAUCUAUGGUAUGAUAAGGUCAAAGCACAUAAAGCAUUUAGAAACCACAUUGUCAGGAAAGCGCUAUUUAAUGUUUGGUUAAGAUAUAAGGAUUUGUUAGAAAACAAAACCCCAAGGUGGCUGUCACCAAUGGAAGCGAAAGCCUUGAAAAAGGUCAAUAUGGAGGUCAAAUGGCCAAAAUAUUGGGAAAUUUUGGAACAAGACGGAGAUAGAUUGAAAUUGCAGAGUUUUGAAAAACUAAAAAACAAAGUGCGAGACUGGCUUCAUUAUUAUCAGAUAAUGGAGGCAUUUAAAUUGGACAGGAAAAUUGGCUUCCAGGUGGAAAGAUCCAAAUUAGAAACAGAAUUGUUAGAACCCAAAACUAAGAAUUUGUCAAGAAUGUACAACUUGCUGCUGAAAUGGAAUACUCAGGAUGAAACGGUAAAAUCGGCUAUGAUUAAAUGGGCACAGGACGUUGGACAUAAUAUUAUGUUUGCUGACUGGGAACAGUUAUGGACCACAGGUAUGAAAUUUACGGCAUGUAAUGCCUUAAGAGAGAAUAUUAUGAAAAUGAUAUACAGGUGGUACAUAACCCCAGUCAAGCUUGCAAAAAUCUAUCACUUGCCCGAUAACAAAUGUUGGAAAUGUAAAGAAACUGAAGGUACAUUUUUUCACCUUUGGUGGACGUGCCCAAAGAUUAAGGCUUUCUGGGAAAUGAUAUAUAAUGAAUUAAAAAAGGUAUUUAAGUAUACCUUCCCUAAGAAACCAGAGGCCUUUCUCCUGGGCAUAGUCGGCCAAAUGGUGGCAAAGAAGGAUAGAACUUUCUUUAUGUAUGCAACAACAGCAGCAAGAAUACUCAUUGCAAAGUAUUGGAAGACACAAGAACUUCCCACGCUGGAGGAAUGGCAGAUGAAACUUAUGGACUAUAUGGAAUUGGCGGAAAUGACUGGUAGAAUCCGUGACCAGGGAGAAGAGUCGAUGGAGGAAGAUUGGAAGAAAUUCAAAGACUAUCUUCAGAAACACUGCAAAAUUAAGGAAUGUUAGAGUGAUGUUGGAUUGAAAACAAGUGGUUUCCAGCUGUACAGGUUAAAGUUAAUGAUAGAUUAAGAUUAAAGAUUAAGAUUAAAGAUGUUUAAAGAAAUGGAAAUUUGAUAUUAAGAGGGAAAAUUUUAACGUUAUAUGAUACUAAGACCAAGGAUUAGGUUUAAAGAAGUUGAAGUUAUAUAUUUUAAUAUUUUAUCAAACUAAAGAUUGGGAUUUAAAAAGUGGAAAAGAAACUGCUGGACAAACAGUUUGGAUUGGAAUACAAAAGAGGGAGGUAUGAGGAAGUCCAGAAAAUAAGUAACUUAAAAAUGGAAAUGGAAAAGAGAUAUUGUUUUUAAUUGUUAUGUUUUUUGUUUUUUUUAUUGCUGAAUUUUGUGUUGUUUUUUGUGUGUGGUGUUGUUAUAUGUAUUGUGUAUGUUUUUUCUUUUUCUUUGCUGUUUAAAACCUUAAUAAAAAUUAUUUUUAAAAAAAAGAAAAGAAAACUGGGCUUUUGAAAUCAUUUUGCAUGGUGUAGGCAGAUAGGGGAAAGUAAGGUUUACCCAGGUCUUCCAGCAGCAUUCGUGAUGGAAUUUAUGUCUCUUCUUUCUGCAGCGUGCAAGCCAUCUUCCCAACUCCUGACCCAGCAGCACUGAAAGAUCGCCGGAUGGAGAAUCUGGUGGCUUACGCUAGGAAAGUAGAAGGGGAUAUGUAUGAAUCAGCUAACAGUAGGGUAGGUUCUGUACCAGACAAGAGCUUGGUCUUGUGAAGUCCUGUGUGGCUGAAAGUGGCUCCUUUUGACUGUGUUCCUCCACUGAAACAGCCUGGGAUUAUUAUAUAAUUCCUGAAAUCUUGAGUGCUGCGCCUCCUUUGUUCAGCAAACCAAUGAGUGCCUAGAAGUCUUCCUGUCCAUAGGCAGGAAGAUCAACUGGUUAAAGAAAAUACUGUGAUCUUACUAGGGAUAGCCUUCAUAAAUUGACAGAAGCGGGACUGGCUCUGGCCUUGUUAUUGCCAACUUAGCCAUUGUUCCUUUUGUCGAAGAGUCUACUUUUUGGUCAAGUUCCAGGAAGUGUCUUGGUCUUCACAGCAUAGCGCUCAGAUUCCUAAAACUCAAGUUAUGAAGGAGAACUCUUCAGAUCACUUUUCAUGCAAAAUAAAAUUUAAGCCAGUGUUAAUCAGUCAUCCUUGCUGCUUUUUUCUAAUAUAUUCUAAAACCUAAUCCUAACAUUUUCCCCCUUCUAGGAUGAAUAUUACCAUUUAUUGGCAGAGAAAAUAUAUAAAAUACAAAAGGAGCUAGAAGAGAAGCGGAGGUCUCGUUUACAUAAGCAAGGGAUCUUGGGUAAUCCGCCAGCCUUACAGGCUCCCGGGACUCAGCCUCCUGGCAUUCCACAGGUGGCGGCAGCUGUGGGACAAGCCCAGCCUGUGAGACCUCCCAGUAAGUACUCCCAGAAGGAAUGGACAAGUGGAGCAAGGAAGUCUGGGUCAGCUUCUAUAUCUGUGGCGCACCAUUCAGCCUUUCAUGAGGCACAGAAAGUGGGUUACAAUAAUAACACACAAAGAAAAAGCAGUAUUGAAUAAAAUCACCCCAGAAAGGAAAGUACUAUGUAUAUAAAGCCACAUUGAGCAGCAGCGUGCUUGCAUCCCCUAGAGCAGUGUUUUUGAACCACUGUUCCGCGGCACACUAGUGUGCCGCGAGAUGUUGCCUGGUGUGCCGUGGGAAAAAUUGAAAAAUUCGAAAGAUUAAAAAAAAAUAAUGUCAAAUUUUCGCCCACUAGGCGGGCGCCGGACUGUGUCCACCCUAUUUUCCAUCCGUCCUGGGUGGGGAUCAGAUGGGAUCGGAUGAGAGCGGACAGGUGGUCCGCUCUCAUCCGAUUCCCCAUAGAGAGCAGCGGGGCUCUGACAUCUCCCUCUCCGCACACAGUGCGGAGACGGAGCUGUCAUCCACCGGCUCAGCGGGGAUCAGCGGAUCGAUUCCCGCUGAGCACAGAACGGUCCGCAACGUUUUUGUUUGCCAUUAAAGAAAAAAAUAUUAAACCAUGCUUGAAUGUCGGAACUGGUUACUAAAAUUUUUGAAUCCCACCACUGAUGUUAAGUGUUUGUGUUUAUUUGAUUUGUGUUUAUUUGAUUCCUAUUCAAGAGAAUUACUUUAUAUAUAGUCAAUAUAGGCACAGAGUUAAAUUUUUUAACAUUUUCUAAUGGUGGUGUGCCUUGUGAUUUUUUUCAUGAAACAAGUGUGCCUUUGCCCAAAAAAGGUUGAGAAACACUGCCCUAGAGCCCAAAGGCCCUCCCAGGCAAAAGUACUUUCCUGCCUUCUAACAGUCUGAAAAGAAGGUGCCACAAAUGAAAAGGUCCUGCUCCUUGCAGAUGUCCAGGUAGCUUCUGUGAAGGUGCUCUUUGAGAGGGCCUGAAUUUAGGGUGGUUUGUUGUCAAGAUCAAAAGCAGCAUGUUGAAUUGACCAAGAUGCAAACUGUUAGCCGGUGAACUUCUUGCAGGACUGGCAUUGUCUUCCAUACUUGUAGAUUCUCGCAAUAGGUUGGUUUUUUUGCCAUUCUGAGCUGCCAUAAGGUACGCUGCCCCCCCCUCCCCCUGUGCAUUACAGCAGUUCAGCUGAGAUGCUGUGGAAGGUGUGGCAGUGACAGGCUUCCGUCUGCCAAGGAGAGAAUUCUAUCUAGGUCUCCAGGGGGGCAGCAGCCCCAGAGAGAGCAUGGCCAAAAUGAAGAUGUCUCCCUUCAGAGGGCAGUGUGAGCAGAAGCAGCUCACUAGCUCAAACUCUGACCAUCCCCUCUUACAUGGAUGGACCUGGUUUAGCAUAAACCCCAUUACUGUCUUCAUUUGGGAAACCCAUCACUGAGGAAAAGGAGAAUUAAAUAGAUGCCAUCAACAUCCAGAGACUUCCCCCAGCAGUUUCAUGUAGGUGUUCAGCAGUGCAGGAGACAAGACUAAACUCUGCAGCACCCCAGAGGUUACUUUCCUUGGUGGGGAGCAACUGUCUUCUCUCACAUCCUUCCGGAACCACACACACACACACACACACACACACACACCCCAGCUAGUAAGCCCAGGGCUGCUGUAAAACAGCGGCCCCGCUCCACACCAGGCAGGUAAGGAGGACACCCUGGUUGGUGGCCUCGGAAGACAGUUACAACCCCAAAGCUCACUUGGAGUCCUGUUGUAGGGCUGUUUGUUGAUUAAAGACCCCUGAGUUGAUUGCUCAGUGAGAUUCAAUCAUUUCCAUUGGCAUAUGCAUCUGUUGGAAGAGGCAUUAGAAUGAAAGGGGAAGGCCUGUUCUCAGAUGGGGCCUGUCAGCUGUCGUUUUGAUAGGCUCUGAUAUUAAAAAUAGUGUUUGUUUUUUAAAACAAACAAACAAACAAACUUGAUGCCUAAUUAACUAGGGUGGCUUUCUAUUUAAUUGAGGUUUUAAUCUACACAUUAUUUGAAGUUUGCAUCCCAAUCAGUUUGAUUUCUAGCAUUUUGAUUUGUCUGCUAAGUGAAGAUUGUGCAGAAUGAAGCCGCGAAGGAAGAACUGACCGUGCUGCUUUUGUCCUCUUGCAGAUGGGCCUCUGUCCAUGCCGAAUGUGCCUCUGAGCCGCAUGCAGGGGUCUCAAGGUAUUCAACUUGCACUAACCUGCUCCUUUCCUUAGCCUCACUCUUGCGAGUCUCCUGUUGGGGGGGUGGGGGGUUGUAUCCUGCCUCCUCUAUGCCACACUUUCACCUGAGCCUUUGUUCCAAGGUAGCAGACUGAGAGCAUGCCACGGGCGGGGGGGGGGGGGGCACAGCCGUUGAGGCGGAUACAAAAAGCUUGGCUUUCUUGAGCUCUACUUCCCCCAACCCAGAGCGAACCAGGGGGUCCCUGAGUGCAACUUGGUAGCAGUCCUGGGGAGAAAGAUGCCCCUCACUAAUCUGUUGUGUGCGUUACCCUCGCCACUCAAAGCCCAUAGUAAAGCCAGCCAGCUGUCCUGACAUAACUGCAGGGUGCUCCAGACGCCACGUAGACACUGGCUCCCUCUCAGCUCCACUUCCUUUUAUCCAAAGGGAAUGGUGCGUGUACCGUAUUUUUCGCUCCAUAAGACGCACUUUUUCCCUCCUAAAAAGUAAGGGGAAAUGUGUGUGCGUCCUAUGGAGUGAAUGCAGGCGGGAGGCUCUGCUCAGCGCUCCCUUUAAAGAGCCGCGUGGAGCGUGUGUGCGUUUCUUGGGGGCUUUUCCGCGAGGUGGGGGAAGGGACUGACAGGCUGCCCUCCGUCCCUUCCCAUACCUCCCGGAAAAGCCAGCAAGAGCCGCUGCCAGGCUCUGCUCAGCGCUCCCUUGUAAGGGCUCCCUUUCGUCCCUCAUCCUGCUUUGCUGGGAAGCCAGCAGAAGAGGCGCUGUGCAGCUAUCGCUCUUGCUCUGCUGGCUUCUCAGCAAAGCGGGAGGAGGGACGGAAGGCUUUAAAGCAAGAAAGCCGCUUGCAUGCUUUGUGCAGAAUGUUUUUUUUCUUGCUUUCCCCCUCUAAAAACUAGAUGUGUCUUAUGGAGCGAAAGAUACAGUAUUUUUCACAACCCUUAGCUUUCCAUUUUCCUUUCCCCAAACUUCAACAUGGUUCCAUUCAGUUGAAUUUUUUCAACACAGAUCCUAUCUCUGCAUGGCACUUCUGGAUGACCCAGCUGCUGGGAGUGGUAGAGGGGAUGGAGGAACAGGAAGCCCCUGGUGCCAGCUGUUGGGGGGAGGGAUGGCUUGUGCUCUGAGUGCUGGGAAUGUCUGUGGCUAGACUUGUGCAGGACAGAUCCCAUGUGGGGAAGACCACUAAGACUUGCGUGGAGAACAGUGUCUGCUGACAGUAGCAACUCCUCCCCUCAGGGCCCAGGCAUCGCUCAAUAACAAGACAAUGGGACGACCAAUGUCCCUGUGCUGCCCUUUAAACAGAAUCAGAAAAGGCGUGCUGGAGAAUUAGGGGGCUGUUGGAAAGAGAGCUCUCCACAUUUAGCGCUCUCUGUCUUUAGUCCCUCUGCUGAGUGUCUUGACUUCUGUGGGUUUCCUUCCCAGUCGCUGCCAAGAGAGAGGGGUUGGGUCUCCUCUGCUCAGCUGCCCUGCAGGCCAGGCCUGACUCUUCCUCAGGCUGGAAUGGGGGCAGGAACGUGGUGGGCUGAGCUGUGUGUCGAUCCGCGCUUGGGGGACUCGCUCCUAAUGAGCUCUUCUGGGGGUGCAUUUUGCAGGAGUGAAUCAGUUUAACCCCAUGUCCAUAGGGAAUGUCCAAAUGUCCCAGGCAUCGAUAGGACCCCGCACCACCCCUCCAAUGAACCAUCCUGUCCAGAUGAACAACAUGGGAUCCAUUUCCACGGUUUGUAGCUCUCUCUUUCUUCCUGGCUAUUUAAAGCUUGGGUUACGUUAAGAGAAAUAAACUCAUAUGCUGGUUACCUCAGGUUCUUUCCGGUAUUGCAUCAUUCAGUUUUGGAUUAAUUCAGUCACUUUAUUUUAUUUCAUAAAAUGUAUGCACAGUAGACCUGCAACUUACAUGGGGGUUGUGUUCCAGGGGUCUGCACGCAAAGUCAGGAAGGCCCCCCGGAACCAGCUCUCCAUGUGACCCCUCCUUUACUGAGCUUUCAGAAGGCUUUGUGAGGUCUCUGGAAGGCUGUGGGUGGAUCCUGCAAUAUCUUUCGGGGGCCCUUCCAGCUCCCCCCCCCCAUUCUCCAUUUACUUACUUAUUUUCCCACCACCUCUGCAAAUCUGUAAGUUGUGGGUCUACUGUACCACUUGAUUGUUUUUUUAAAAAGCAACAACCCUCAAAGCAAUUCACAAAAAGAAUAAAACAAUGGUGUGGGUUUUUUUACUUAAAAACAACUAUUUAGAACGUUUAAAAAAUAAUUGGGGCGCGGGUGGCGCUGUGGGUUAAACCACAGAGCCUAGGACUUGCCAAUCAGAAGGUCGGCGGUUCGAAUCCCCGCGACAGGGUGAACUCCCGUUGCUCAGUCCCUGCUCCUGCCAACCUAGGAGGUCGAAAGCACGUCAAAGUACAAGUAGAUAAAUAGGUACCGCUCUGGCGGAAAGGUAAACGGCAUUUCCGUGCGCUGUUCUGGUUUGCCAGAAGCGGUUUAGUCUGCUGGCCACAUGACCUGGACGCUGUACGCUGGCUCCCUCGGCCAGUAAAGCGAGAUGAGCGCCACAACCCCAGAGUUGGCCACGACUGGACCUAACUGUCAGGGGUCCUUUACCUUUACCUUAAAAAAUAAUUAAAAUCAACGAUAAGCUGAAAACCAGGUUAAAAUACAUGUCAGCUUUCUGAAUUAGACAUUAGGGCAAUUUUCUGUUUCAGUUAGAAAUAGAAAUCAAAUAAAUACAUUGGAUGAUUCAGUGUAGUGAAGAUGUUAGAGGGCAGCCUGGCGGGAGGGAAGAAGAGACUGCAACUGGCAAGCACAUUCAGCUCAGAGAGACGGUGGGGGGAGCCCACUGGUGCCUGUUUCCCCUCUCUUCUGAAACGGAUUCAGUGAGAACCUAACUCUCUUGUGGUCCAGACCCUUAAUGCGCAGGGCCUGCUUUGUUUGCAGAUGGCUCUGUCUCCCUCCCGGAUGCCUCAGUCCCAGAACCUGAUAGCAGCUCAUUCCAACAGUCUGAUGGGUCAGGCCUCCACCCCAAGCCCCUUCCUGCCACAGAACCAGUUUUCUGCUUCCAGUGGAGCUUUGAAUGUCAACAGCGUUGCUUUGGGGCCAGCAGCGGCACAGGCAGGAGUGGCACAGGUAUGGCUCAUGGCUUGCUUCAUUUUACUCGCCCUGGCAUAAUGUGGAAUUCCAGGUUUUCAUCAAAACUGUGAGGACCAUUCACUCGCUUCAGAUAUUUGUGUCCGCACCUUAGUAUUUCUGUGGCCUCCACCAUUUCCCUGGAUGUCAGAGUCAAGGCACUGUGUCGCUGUGGUCCUGCUGUGAACAUUUGUAUGCAAGAGAACCUCAGCAAUGCUGCCUUGUGGCGGUGGUGUAGGAGCUCAGCUCUCAAGCCCAGCCAUGACUGUGACGUGGGUCACAAGCCACUUACUUCCCAGACCUCACGAUUAAAUUCUAACCGAGAUCAUCUCAGGAGCUUACCUAAUGCACGCCUCUUCCCUCAGCCUGUUCUCCUGGUAGAUAGUGAGCCAGCCCCUGUGUGCCAUGUCAUAUCCUGUUCACCCAGCCACUGGCAGAGGAAGGGGGUGCAGUGGGUGCAGUCCCCUCUGGGUGUCAUCCCUGAGGGGGGUGACAUCGCUGCUGCACCACCACCACCCCAGGAUGCUUGCUGCAGGCGGCGCACCCUCCCCCCCAACACUUGCCCUGCCCCUGCAGGCAGCUAGCCCCACCCCACGGGUGCAGCUAGCUCCGCCUCUGCACCCAGCCAGCUGGAAACUCCUGGCUAAUCUGCAUAUCCACUUGCUCUGUGCCUUUGCAGACCUCUCCUUUCCUCCUCAGUCCUGCUUGUGGCGAGGUGUAGCAGUAUCUUUCUUGCUCUCUUCUUUGAUUCUUUCCUUGCCUUGUCUUUGUUGCCCUCCCAUCUCCUGGGGGUACGCAUCACUUUUGCAUCCCCCCUCCCACCUUUACUCCUCUCCCCCAAACUCACCAUGGCUCCAAGGUGGAAAAGCAAGGCAGCAGAAUCACAUGCAGCCUCUUUCAUGGCCCCGAUGCAGAAGGGGCAGAUGCAGCCACUCAGGCAGCUUCUCAUGCAAAGCACACGGGCAACAUGGCUCCGCCUUCAGCUGCAGCCUGCAGGGAGCAGAUCGCCACGCCUCCCUGGCCCAGCUGGGAAGGGUCUUCAGAUUCGAUGGCAGAGGCCAGCUCCAUGACUUGGGCAGCGAAGCCUCCAGCUGCAUGUGGACGGGGUGAAAAACUCCUGAGCAAGAAGAGAAUGAAAAUGUACCAGAAAUGGCCUCAGCACACACCCACAACUCCUGAGAGGAGCCGCUCUCCUCAGUCCUCCAACCAUCCACAGAUUUGCAGCAAUGGAAAAUACAGCCCUUAAAGCACUAGCACAGACUCCCUUGAACCUCUUAGAUCUGUUUCUUUAUACUCCAAGGCUGUGCUUCCUGCUGGUCAUCACAGCCAGGCGAGUUUUAGAGUUCAACACCCUCUCCAUAAGGAAGGAACUAUAUUUCUUCCGCAAGCCCAGCAUGACAUUUGCAUAGAGACCUUGCGUUUAUCCACAAGAGAAGAGGGAAUCCUGCCGUUCCCACCCCUCCCAUCCUAUAGAGAGGACUAGCAAAUCCAUUAGACAUCAGAAGGGCCUUUAGGAGUUCCAUAAAGAGCACUGAAACGAACAGAGGCAGAAGGUGUGGGUCCCAGCACCUGGACACAUCACAAGAGUGGCAGCUGCCUCGUCUGCUUCAGCCACCACCAGGGGAGAUUCCUAGAGCCACUACUGGACCUCCACUUCUGCCUUCACCUACCACUGUUAAUGGGACCUCUUUCCUUGGCAGAGGCAGCACUGGGCAGGUGUGUUAUCCCCACAGGAGCAGCCUCUCUCACACCUCCACAGCACAAAGAGGCUGGCUCACUCUCUUACCACAAAGGGGCCUUCUCUGGCAGGCAAGGGACCUGGCCACCACCCAGCCCUGCAUAGCAGCUGCUCACCACAAGUCUAGCCAGGCCUCAGGAUCCGUCCUUCUGCCACAGCUGUCUGUGUCCGUCCACUGAUCCAUCUGUCAGCUCAGGAACUGGUCUGACCAAGCUUAGUCACAGGUGGAAACUUGAAGGAGAGGCAGGAGGAGGAAGUCGGUGCAAAUUAAUUGCGUUUCCCAUUUUGGUGAAAAGCAUAUGAUGUAACUCACAGUGGCUGGCUCACCUGCCUACCCAAAAAGCGUACUUUCUGCCACAUGUGAUAUUGGGGAAACGGUGUGGCAGAGGGAUGCAGCCAGACUGGCGCUUGGUCUGCUUGUGUUGCCCACUUUUGCACAGGGGGUUUUGAAUGCAGCACUAACAGUGUCUCCUUCCGGCAGGGGCAAGUUCCUGGAGCUGCUCUUCCCAACUCCGUGGAUAUGCUGGGACCACAAAGCAGCCAGCAGCUCUCGUGUCCUCCCGUGACCCAGCCACCCCUUCACCAGCCUGCGGCUCCUCUCUUGUCCAGCGUGGCGGCUGGCAUGCCGCCGGUCCAGCACCAGACCCCGCCAGGGAUGACGCCUCCACAGCCUGCAGUGCCUGCCCAGCCGUCCACACCCGUCUCCGCGGCGGGACAGGCGCCCACUCCAGCAGCCGGCUCCGUCCCCAAUGCUACGCAGGUGCAAAGCACGCCUUCGGGGCAAGCCGCAGCCCAGUCGCAGAUCCCACCGCAGCCUCAGACCCCAGUGCAGCCCCCACCCGUGCCAACCCCGCAGCUUCCACAGCAGCAGCAGCCAAUGUCUGCCCAGGCCCCUGGCACUCCGGUGAGUAUUUGGCCUUUUUGCAUUACUGGGCCCAGCGUUUGCGCCAGGGAGCAAGCACUCUGUCAUGAAUGGCAGCGGUGCUCUCGCAGGCACUGUGCAGCACCCCAGAGUACAGGGCACAACGUUUCCUCACCUUCAUUGCCUGUCGUUCAGCAGGAGCAGCAUAGGAAGCUGCCUUACCCCGAGACUCAGUACUGCAACGAGCAGAAUCUUUCAUAGUCAGGGGCGGAACCAGGAGUCUUUUGUCUCUCCCACUGACCUAGGAUUUCUCUAGAAGCUCUGCCUUCUCUAGAAGCAUUGUGCGUAGUUUCAGAAGCAAAACAAAACAAAACAAAGCAAAAAAACCCGAAGGAGAUCGGGGCUCCUGUUCCCAAGUUGCUUGCAAUCCAAAUUCCAUCUAAGAGGAUCAAGAGAAGAGCAAAAAGAAGAGAAGACCUAGGAUGGGCUGGAGAACCUGUGGCCCUUUAGAUGUGGAGGCCAAAUGGUCAGGGAGGACAGGGGUUGUAGCAUAACAACAUCUGGAGAGAUGCAGGUUCUCAGCAGGUGCUGGUUCGCAGCCCAAAUGUUUCAAUAGCACAUGGUCUGGCAGCCAGCCAAGCUGCUCCUAACGCUCAGAGUGACCGCUGAAGAGCAGAAGUGUCUCUCCCACCUGGGAAGGUAAGCCUGCCUGCCUGCUCAGGAGACUGCUCAAGUCUUUUAAGCCUUCCGACACUGAAGAUGGGCAGAAGAAGAGCAUGUUUACAUGUUCCGCUCAGGCUGCUCUUCCUUUGACGCUGGCAGAGUACGGCUCUUACUGUGACACAAUCAUUUCCCAGCCUUUCACCAGUUGGUGUGCUCUCAGCAAAGGGCAGCCCCGUAUUUUUGUACCUUCAGGAGAUGUUGAUGUUGGUGUUGAUGUAAUAAUUGUGUUUGUAUAAGGGGAAAGGCCACAGCACCUCAGCAGGCAGCACUGGGUGAAGAGGUAAAGCAAGCUCUGAGGAGGAGGCCAAGACUAGGUGUGUUCAUGUAGGUCAGCAGUGAGGAACCUCAGGCCUGAGGGCCUCAGGAGGCCCCACAAGGCCACUGUGGCCAAGAAGACAUGAGCCCACCCGCCUACAAGGGGGGACAGGUAAAGCUGUGGCUGACUAGAGAGCGGGGUGGGAGGGGGCAUUGUAGGCAAAGUAUCAGCUGAGCAGGGGCAGCUGCAGAGCCCCGUAUGGAGCACUUUGCAAGUUCCAUCUCGCCAGAUGGGCUUCCCCAGCCAGCCUUAAUCUUGGGCCAAAAUGGGUCACCCACCGUCAUUGUGACAUCAGGAGGCCCUUAGGAAACUGAGCCAGCCUGACUAGGGGGAGGCCGGAAGGGACUUCAGAAUGAGCCCAAAGAUAGCGGAGACAACUCCUGGGAGGAAAAGACUCCAUUUAGGAGGAACUGAAUGUGUGCGCUUAUAGAGCACAAUGUUAGGGCUGGCUGGGGAAGCUGCAUGCACCAGUGGAGUCCGGCGGAGGGGAGCUGAGAAUUGGGACACCGGGGGACCACUUUCGUUGGGCAUUUUCAAGGAAGGGUUGCUUGGGUGGGCUUGAAGAAGGGAUGGUGUUCUGUUAGGGCAGGAGCGUUGGCACGGAGGCAGCCGCAGAACUUGCAACGUUCCGCUCUUGUUUCCGUGCUUGUAUCUCUGGGAAGCACUUGCCAGAAGGCAAAGAUGGCCGAGAUUGGCAGGGAAGCCAAAUUCUAGUGCUGAAAUAGAAAUUGCCCGCAAGUUUUGAGUUUAUUCAUUAAGGACUCAAUCAAGCCCAAGGUGCUUUUUCCCACUCCAGGUGUUACAUUAGCCCAGGCAUCCCCAACUCGGCCCUCCAGACUACAACUCCCAUGAUCCCUGACCACUGGUCCUGUUAGCUAGGGAUGAUGGGAGUUGGGGAUGCCUGCAUUAGCCUGUCAAAGCCUGGAGGAGGUUCUGGAAAGGGUUGCAGCACUUGAGGAGGGUCCCUGCUGCUCUUGUGUGCAGAGCAGAGGAAUGUCAGAAUCCCACCUCUGGCCCUGAGCUUCCCCCUCCUGACCAGGAAGCGCAUAGAUCUGCCAGCUGAGGAUGCUCUUCAUGCCUCUGACAAAGUGGGCUCCAGGCAGUGAAAGCUUUUGCCACAAUAAAUGUUAAUAUUUAAGAAGUUAAUAUUUAAUACCAGUAUCCUGUCCUCUGAAAACCUUUCCCAGGGCAGCUCGCAGACUACUGGGUGUGUUGAGAAGUUGUUUGUUUGCUGUGCAUUUGGAUCCCUCUUACGAUAUCGCAACCAAACUUUGAGGGGUGGUGGCUGAGGUCAAGGAGCAGGUUUUUGAUUGUUUGGAUGCAGUUGGGUGCCAUUCCAAAUUAAUACAGCAGACUCAGCCCUUUAAAAGCACUGGCUUUCUUUGUUUGUUUCUUAUGAGGUGGCUAUUGGAAUAUAAAGCAAAGUGGUGAGGGCGGGAAGGAACUAUCCAAAAUACAACUAAAAAUCACCACCGAUGAUAAUAUCAGAUAGCAAGCAAAGAGCAAAUGGAAAACCAUACACUAGAGCAGGCUUCCUCAAACUCAGCCCUCCAGAUGUUUUUGGCCUACAACUCCCAUGAUCCCUAGCUAGUAGGACCAGUGGUCAGGGGUGAUGGGGAUUGUAGUCUCAAAACAUCUCGAGGGCCGAGUUUGAGGAAGCCUGGACUAGAGCAUGAAAAAUAAAAGCCAGGCACCAGAAUGAUGUUAAUGUCAGGGAAGCUAUCUUUGUGAGAAGUAUUUCAUAUUUAGAACACCGCCACUUAAAAUAUCAUUUUCCUGCUUGCUACUGACUAUCCCUGACGAAUGGAGUAGCCUCUCCACCUGACUUUUAAGUCGCAGGAAGGCUCAGGUGGGAAAAGGCAACCAGCAGGCAUCCUGAUCCUAAGCUGUGCAGGGUUGAUCCAGCAAAAGCAUUGUGCUCCCAAAAUUAUCUGCACAGCAGAGGUCCCCACCCCUGUACCCCACUAAAUCUGCUCCAGAGGGCUUGGGGUACCUCCAGAGCAGAUAUGGGGGUGGCAGGGGCAGAGAGAGAGGUAGUUCUGUUCCCUGAGCACAGCAAAUGCACAACCCUUUUUGGACUGAGCUUGGAAAUGGAUCAGGAGCCAGACAUUUUGGCAAAUGUUCCCAGCUCUUGGUCUCUGCGCUCUCACAGCUUGUUCUAUCCGCAGAAUAUUUUCCAGGGCAGCCUCAGGUAUAAAGCAUUGCAAUGCUCCAGCAUGGAGGCUUCCAGAACAUGCAUAAUUGAUCCUAGGAUAUUUUUCAAGGCUUUCUCUGGUUAAGAACUUAAUUCAUUCUGGAGGUCCGUUCUUAACCUGAAACUGUUCUUAACCUGAGGUACCACUUUAGCUAAAGGGGCCUCCUGCUGCUGCCACGCGAUUUCUGUUCACAUCCUGAAGCAAAGUUCUUAACCCAAGGUACUAUUUCUGGGAUAGCGGAGUCUGUAACCCGAGGUACCACUGUAUUUGCAACCGUGCUGUGGGAGACGGUUCUUGAGUAUUCCCCAUUUUAGACUAUUAACAGUUAUUUACUGUUUAGAUUUCUACACCACCCCUCAAAUAAAUUAUCAGGGCAGCUUACAAUAAGAAGCUUAGGAGGUGGAUGAUUCCCUGAUGGUUAUGCUGUAACAUCCUGUUAGGCCUCUUGUUAUCAGAUGUGAAUUCUAGGCAGGGGUAAACUAAAUGGAUUACUCAUAGAAUUAUAGACUGGACCCCUGGGGUCAUCUAGUCCAAUCCCCUGCGACACAGGAAUCUGCCUCCAUGACUGAUGGCCAUCCAACCUCUGCUUAAGAACCUCCAAGGAAGGUGAUCCCACUGUCUGUUCCACUCUCGAAUGGCUCUUACUGUCAGAAAGGUCUUCCUGGUGUUUAGUCAGAAUCUCCUUCCUUGUAAUUUGAAUCAGUCUGUUCGGAUCUUGCCCUCUGGAGCAGCAGAAAACAAGCUGGUUCCAUCUUCCAUGAAAGGAUAGCCUUUCAGGUGACAUGCUGGUGCCGUUGGGGAUGUCCCUGUCAUCUGACCUGACCUCUUUUUUUGGAGUUCUGCGCUGGGGCGCAAGGCUGGUUUCCGUGUGUUCAGUGUCUUCCCCCCCUCCUCCCCACCCCAGCUAUCCCAAGCAACAGCAAGCAUCGACAACAGGGUGCCCACGCCAGGCUCUGCCGCCAGUACCGACGUGAAUGCUCAGCAGCUGGGGCUGGAGACCCAAACGCAAGAGAUUAAGCAAGAAGGGAAGGUGGAAAAAGCAGAGUCCGAAUGUGGUGAAGCUCAACUAGAUCCAAAACUGGAGGUAAGCAAGGGCCCAAGGGAUAGUCGUGGUCAGUCUGUGCUGUUCAGGGACACAGGGAGGAGGAGUUUGGUGCCCACCAGAUAUUGUUGGGCUUCUUACCUCCAGCAUAACCUGUAGUUGGGGCUUGUGAGAAUUCUAGAAUCCCAUUCCAGGAUUAGGCAGCAAUUUCUAGCUUUCAGGAGGAAGCGGUAGGGAAAUAAAGCCUGCCCUUUGUGGGGUAGAGCAGAGAACACCUACUGCCUGUUAAACUAGGAGGAGAAUUCACAGGGAAGGGAAAUCAUCCAGAAUAUGGGAUGGAUGGAUGGAUAUUAACAUGUUAAAUAUUCCAUUCUCUCUUGCUUUGCUGGGGAAGCUGACCUGGGUGGCUGUGGAGGUUGUGACUCCUCACUGUGCCAUGUGCUUUUCAGGUGGAGGAGGACGUUCCAGGCCCCACGCAAACCAAAGAAGAAACAAAUGGGGUGGAGAUCAAGCAGGAGCCCAUGGAGAUAGAAGGGAAGAAGCCUGAGAUAAAAGAGGAGGAUGACGGGGGCAGUAACGGUGCCGCCUCCCAGUCCACAUCACCAUCUCAGCCACGGAAAAAGAGUAAGUCUACAUCUGUGUAGCCCUCAAGUACGUCUGUCUGCCACUAGCUUGCGCUCCAUGUUGAUGUUGUCCCCAUCUUCUUAAAUUAAAGUAGGAAGAUAAGAAGCAUCUUGCUCAGUUGGGCUUCCCCAGGUUGUCUCCUGCAGUGGCCAGGCAGCUUCACAAGCAGGGGGUGACAGGUAGCAACUGCGGUUUUCUGUCCCUCAGCCUCUCCUGAACAAAGGCAUUCUGUCUCUGAAUAGGGAGAGCCUUCUUUUUUACCUGUCACAGUUAAAGCCACUUCUUUUUUCCCCUGUGAAGUGGCCCAAGUCUUCUAGUUGUUGUUGCUGUUCUUUAAAUUUGUAUACCUCCCUUCACCCAUCGAUCCCAGAGCGACUCCCUGCAUAAAAACACAGCAUCCUGAGCAGCCGUUGCCACAUCUUAUAGACUGAAUUCCACCAGCUAUUUACGAUUUGAUGACAAAAUACUGCUUAUUUCAUGAAUGAGAUGACUGUAGUAAUAAUAAUAAUAAUAAUAAUAAUAAUAAUAAUAAUAAUAAUAAUUUAUUAUUUAUACCCCGCCCAUCUGGCUGGGCCUCCCCAGCCACUCUGGGCGGCUUCCAAAAGAAUAUUAAAAUACUGUGAUACAUCAAACAUUAAAAGCAUCCCUAAACAGGGCUGCCUUCAGAUGUCUUCUAAAAGUCUGGUAGUUGUUGUUCUCUUUGACAUCUGGUGGGAGGGCGUUCCACAGGGAGGGCGCCACUACCAAGAAGGCCCUCUGCCUGGUUCCCUGUAACUUGGCUUCUCGCAGUGAGGGAACCGCCAGAAGGCCCUCAGUGCUGGAACUCAGUGUCCGGAUAGAACGAUGGGGGUGGAGACGCUCCUUCAGGUAUACUGGACCGAGGCCGUUUAGGGCUUUAAAGGUCAGCACCAACACUUUGAAUUGUGCUCGGAAACGUACUGGGAGCCAAUGUAGGUCUUUCAAGACCGGUAUUAUAUGGUCUCGGCGGCCGCUCCCAGUCACCAGUCUGGCUGCUGCGUUCUGGAUUAGUUGUAGUUUCCGGGUCACCUUCAAAGGUAGCCCCACGUAGAGCGACUUGCAGUAGUCCAAGCGGGAGAUAACCAGAGCAUGCACCACUCUGGCGAGGCAGUCCGCAGGCAGAUAGGGUCUCAGCCUGCGUACCAGAUGGAGCUGGUACACAGCUGCCCUGGACACGGAUUUAACCUGUGCCUCCAUGGACAGCUGUGAGUCCAAAAUGACUCCCAGGCUGCGCACCUGGUCCUUCAGGGGCACAGUUACCCCAUUCAGGACCAGGGAAUCCUCCACACCUGCCCGCCUCCUGUCCCUCAGAAACAGUACUUCUGUUUUGUCAGGAUUCAAUCUCAAUCUGUUAGCCGCCAUCCAUCCUCCAACCACCUCCAGACACUCACACAGGACCGUCACCGCCUUCACUGGUUCUGAUUUGAAAGAGAGGUAGAGCUGGGUAUCAUCCGCAUAUUGAUGAACACCCAGCCCAAACCCCCUUAUGAUCUCUCCCAGCGGCUGCAUGUAGAUGUUGAAAAGCAUAGAUAGAAUUGUAGAUAGAAUUGACCCGUGGUUUUAUUUACGUUAACUCAUUUGGAUAUUUCCAACAGUCUUUAAGCCUGAAGAGCUGCGCCAGGCCCUCAUGCCCACCCUGGAAGCUUUGUAUCGCCAGGACCCAGAGUCCUUGCCCUUCCGGCAGCCCGUGGACCCUCAACUCCUGGGGAUUCCGGUAAGUGAGAAGGUGGACUGGGUGUCCCUGGGCCUUUCCAGGAACCAGUGGGUCGGUCUUGGCACCAUAGCUAAGUAACAAUCUCAGGCAGAUUGAAUUGAAGCCAGUUGAGCAGCAGAGUGUUUUGCAAGCGGGUCACAACCAUCUCUCAUAGGGUGUGGGUUUGUCAGGUAGGCAGUUGUGGGUAAUUUUCACCGUUGGGCAGUCCUUUGACUGGUGGCAAUUCUUUCAGGUUUAGGUUCUAAAGUAAUCCCUGUGGUCUUGCUGCCCAGGAGCUCCUGUAGCUCCCGGAGCCAAGCGCAUAGUCUAUUAGUCUGCCCUACAGCCAAAGUCUUCUUCCAGGUCUGUCUCUGAGUAGACAAAUACAGGAAAUUUGAAGGCAAGACAGGAUUUUCCACAGUUAAGAAUUUCUUUCAAGUGAGGACUGUUUUCAAGGUUUACUGUACCUUUCUGUCUAGGUCAUUAUUUUGUGUAGCACUGCUCAGAAGUUGGGACAGUUGGCUUCAGUAAGUGCGACGUCUUGAGCUGCUUAAUGGCUGCUGUUGCUAACGGAGCUUUGGGCAUCUGUUUAUUCAGAGCUGUAGGAAUCCAGAGGGUGGUGUUGUCAUCCCACCCAGAUGGCAGUUCAGCCCGAUUCUCUCUAAACCCUGACAAUGUGUGAUUUUUGCAAGCAACAUCCACCUGUGACAGCACCCUAAUUUCAGGUGCAUUAGACUGGUCAAGACGCAGGGUCCCUAAGAGUGAGAUCUGGCUGGGUGGGGAUUUCAACCCAAGUCUCCCAGGCACUCUAACCAUUACGCGACACAGUCUCCUGAGGAGGUUGCUGUUAUGAUGGGCUGCUCUCCCAUCAAUAAAAAUUGCUGUUUUUUGGAAACUUUGAAUUUGAAUGCCCAGCUGACACUGUGUUCCUUCUUUUUUCUAAUUUGCAGGACUAUUUUGACAUAGUGAAGAAUCCCAUGGAUCUUUCCACCAUUAAGCGCAAGUUGGACACAGGGCAGUAUCAAGAGCCCUGGCAGUACGUGGAUGAUGUCUGGCUAAUGUUCAAUAAUGCCUGGCUUUAUAAUCGCAAGACGUCACGAGUCUAUAAAUUUUGCACUAAGCUGGCCGAGGUCUUUGAACAAGAAAUCGACCCUGUUAUGCAGUCCUUGGGAUACUGUUGUGGACGCAAGGUAUUCAUGGUUUCUUCACAGCUAUGGUCGUUGAACAUACAAAACCUGUGUGUUUCAUAUUCACAGUGUGAAUAUGUGCAUUUAUCAGAACCUUCUCUUUGAGAAGCUGAUUUUAUGAGAUUUACUUUAAAUGUCAUUUAAAAGGGGUUGUAUCCAUUUUUAGGCAUAAUUACCCCCUGAAAUUAGUGGACCCAAGUUAAUCAUAUUAAUUUCAGUGGAUCUGCUCUGAGUAGGACCAGCAGGUCUUUAUUUUCAAAAUCUUUGUGUUGAAUUUUGACAGAUUCUUGUACUUAAAAAUGUUGACUCAGAUACAUGCGCAGGUGUGUGUUCCACUUGCUACAAUUUGAUGAGAGCUAGAUUGACUUCAUAUGCGCAGCACAUCAUGCUCUACAACUAGUAAAAUUGUGCAAGUGAGGGCUUCUUUUGUGGCUCCUCGCAACAGCGGCUGCAUGCUUCCCUCAGAAUGAGGCAGCAAAAGCUGCUGAGUAUCAGUUGGGGCGGAGCAGCAGCAGAAGGAAGGGCUUGUGAUCUCAUGCCCUGCUUGCAGGCGUCCCAGAUGCACCUCGUUGGUCACUGGGGGAAAUGGGGUGUGAGACCAGAGGGACCCACUUUGGUCUGAUCUAGUGGUAGCCAGGCUUUUUUAAUUCUUCCUAAAAAGUGCUCUUGAAUUUUUAAAAAGAUGAGCCACUGUCAUGUUUUUUGGCCCACAUGGAUCUUUCUCAAGGAGAUCCGUGUGUGAACUUUCCUGCCCUGAGCAUUUGGUUACUAAACUUGGAGUGCACAUUGUCAGAACAAACAUUUUAAGGCAUUGUGCUCUGCAAAUAUGAUGAAUAAUGCUGCAAUUGUCUACUAUCUGUAAUAAAGUGAGCCAGCAGCUAACACUAAGUAUUUUAAAUUCAUACAUAAAGGUCAGAGAACACAGAACAGUCUGCUUAAAAUAUCUAUUACUUUUAAAAAGUGUUGAUGGCUUGCAGGCUGUUUUACAGUUUCUAAAUUCCGCCUGCACAGCGUUGCAAAGAGCUCCUCUGCAGAUGUUGGCUAACUGACUAAAUAACUAUCCCAAGAGCACCUAGACAGAAGAAUAAUGCUCCGUUAGGGUUUGGUUUUUUUAAUACUACAGAUUUUAGUUAGACAUUGCAUUAUGCUCAAUCUCUUACUGUUUUCUGAGAAUUUCUAACUUUCUGGAUUUAUCUCUUUUAAUGAGUGCGAGUGCAGCCCAGUGCGGCCGUGUCUCCUUCCUGCUCUUCCCAGAUGCAGCCCUGCUCUUCAGCCACCUGUCAAACAGGCCAAUUUGCACACACCCAUUUUUCUUUUCCAAUUGGCACAUCAUAUUCAGUGGCUGCUGGCUAUGCUCCAUACAGGACUAUUUUUUUGAGGGGAAGGGGGUUGUCCUCUUGGAGAGAACAACAGUGAACAGUGAAUUAAAACAAUAAAAUUCUGAAACUAAAAAAGCGCUGCCUCUGCUGUAGAAGAAAUUUGUGCCACACAAAUGUGUGCCUUUAGUUCAUGCAUCUAGUCAUCUGUUCUCUCUGGCUUUUCUUCUUUUUCAGUACGAAUUUUCUCCCCAGACCUUGUGCUGUUAUGGGAAGCAGCUGUGUACUAUUCCCCGGGAUGCCGCCUACUACAGUUACCAGAACAGGUAAGUCUGGGCCUUCUCAGGACUCAGAGUGGCACAGUAUUUUCUUAGAGCAGGACCUGAGCUUAGAGGUGGCUCCUCGCCCCACAAGAACACGGACAAGGAGUCCCUGGAGAGUUCCCACCAAGACUGACUAGCCCUCAAGGGGCUAACAAGUGGCCUGUUUUGAUGUUUUCAGAAAAGCUCCCCACCCCACUUGGGGCUUGGACUAUUGCGGUGAUUUAGUGAAGGUAUCCCCUGGCAAGCUCCUUGGCUGGUGGGUUGCAUGUAGCUUGGAAGCUCAUGAGUCAAAAUAAAAGAGAGAGAGCAAAAAUAAAGAGAAGGGGAAGGAAGGAGAGGUGGCAAUUUCACGUUGGCUUAUUUACAACACGGUGGUACCUUGGUUUAAGAACAGCUUAGUUUAUGAACAACUUGGAUUAAGAACGCUGCAAACCCAGAAGUGGGUGUUUUGGUUUGUGAACUUUGCCUUGGAAGCAGAACACAUUCUGCUCAUAGCUGUCAACCUUCUCUUUUUUUGUGGGAAAUUCCCUUAUUCCAGCGCCGUUUCCCGCUGCUAUCCCGGAUUGUUAGAUAUCCCGUAGACUGUCCCCGGGACAGGUGAGGCUGCUGAUCCCUUAUUUUCAAAUCUGAAAGUUGACAGCUAUGGCUCUGCUUCCUGUUCAGUGUGUUCCAUUUGUAAAUUCUGCUAUGGGAAAGCAUGCCUUGGUUUAAGAACACUUUGGUUUAAGAACGAACUUCCGGAACGGAUUAAGUUCAUAAAUCAAGGUACCACUGUACCAUACUGGGACUAGCAGGUUGUUCCAAAAACUUCCUGGAAAGGUGGGGUUUUAGGUUGCAAUCCUGUAAAUGCUUACCUGGGAGCAAAUCAGCUGAACUCAACGUGGAUUACUUCUGAGCAGAAUGCACUCUUAUAUUGUCCAGGAAUCGUGGAGUUUUUUAAUUUUUGUAGUUAUUCGGUGACUGCACACAUAGGAUUUAAAAAUCAUGAACUACUGAAUGGAGGCCUUGGGCAAAGUCCUGGUUUUAAUAACUCCUCCCUCUGGUUGCUGUCAGUUGUGCACCCUGCUGUCGAGGCCACCCACCCCCCUCUCUUGCUCACUGGGUCCCCUAUGGAGGAGCGGGGGCCCUGUCUGUUGCUGCUUUCUCCCUGGGGAGGCGCUUCUGGUGCCUGAAAAUCAUCACCGGCCCCUGGUUUUCCGAGUAGCUCUUGGUUGCUAGCUUGUCUUCUGGGAACACACUUGCCCCGUAGGUUUCAAUAAAAAACUCUCUCCCCUUGAACGAGAUAGUCCCAGGAGACUCUCAGCCUGUGGACAUUUGUGUGUAUGUAAAGACCUCCCAGGAAACGGCUUUCUCAUCUCCCCUUGGUUGGUUCAUUGUGGUGACCAGAGUGGAGAGCUGUGGUGUUUGGACGGCUGACGCUGUCAUGGCUGCUCCCACCUGUUUCCUCUGUUUGUCUCAAGGCAUCCCGGUGUGUCUCUGUCGUCCGUCCGUCCGUCCGUCCCCCCCCCCCCCAUGGAUUGCCCUAGCCUGUGUUUCUUACCUUCCUUGGUGUUUCAGUUCAUACCCUUUCCAAACAUUUAGUCAAGAUUGCCUCAGAAGGGGAUAGGUUUUGCUUCCAGUUUACCCAAAGCAAAACAAGAAAUACGGACUUGGGCCUUAUUCGAACGCAGGUUUGUGUCUGAAAGAGACCUUUGCUUUUAACCUUCUUGGAUUACUUAAAAGCAGCAAGGGAUGUGGAAGACUGACCAGUUCAGUUUGGUUCACAAAAUUUUUCACAAGUUCCUAUUUCACUUUGCAAAGCCUUGAUCUAUUUAUUUAUUUUUUUGCUAUAUUGUAUUUAAUUACAAUAUAAACGAUGUAGUUUAUAAAGUUUACACACGUGACUGGAAACACUGAGCGACAGAAAUGCAUUUCUGUUAAAUGUUUGUCUAGAGUAUGAAUUGGGUGUCGUUUGUGUUCUACUACAUUUUAAUUGAGCAGCUGGUCACAUUUAACGCAAGGUUUUCCAUCUUGAAUGCUUUAAUGCAUUUGGCAAUGUUGAAAUUGUUCCUGCUUCUGUGGCUUUAAUAAAAUAAUGGCAGUCUCAUGAUUCUGGCUACUGUGAGACUGCUUUCUUCUUAAAACCCGACCUGAGAAUUGGAUCCAAAUUCUGAAACGGAUGCCCUUGGAAGUCUGCUCCAGAGCCUCUCCUGGUCACCAGCGGUGGCCUGUGGCGGCUGAAAUGCGACCGAAUGCUCCCCUGCGCUCUUGGCCGUGCCUUUCUGCUCUGCCAUGUCCUGGUGUCUGUCUCUUACUACUUCUGUCUGUGCUGUUUGUCCCUUUCCCUCCCCUCUGCUCCUCCUCAUUGGCCACACUGACCCAUCAAUCGACCAACCAACGACGCUCCCCCUCCUCUCGCCUUGGUGAUCUCUGCCCUGCUCUGAUUGGUGGCUCCCUUGCUUGGGUUGCUCUGUGUUUUGAUGGACCAGUUCACCCAAAUAUGGCCUUCUUGCUGACAGGUAUCACUUCUGUGAGAGAUGUUUCACUGAAAUCCAGGGGGAAAACGUAACCCUUGGUGAUGACCCUGCCCAGCCACAAACGUAAGUAAUUUCUUUUCUUUUAUUUAAAUGCCGGGUAAAAGUAAUGAGAGGACAGGUUCCAUCAUGCCUCAGGUGCAGCAGGAAGAGAUGUGCUUCUCAUUCAGGGUGCAGCCCCCCAGGUGCAACUUCUGCUUGGCUUUGGAGUCUCGUUUGCUCCGAAGAAAGCUGCAUCUCCCAGCCUUUGCCGGGAGAACAAAGGAGCAUGGCGAGCUGACGUUCCAUUGCACUUAGAAGUUCAACAGUGUCCCGCGGAAGGGCCCCAGUUCACAUACUUAGCGGCCUUGGGUAAACCCUUGUGCCUCAGCCUUCAGCCCCGUGUUCUGCAAUUUGUGGUUAAUAAUCUAGGCUGGUUGAAAAGAUUUCAAAAAGUGAAUUAAGAGCAGAUUUUCAAUGCCCAGGCAAGAUGCCCAAAACUUAACUCCUCUGAAUGUUGUUCAUUCUCCGUAGGUGUGGCGCUUGCUUAGGUGACCCUCUGACCUGUAAGCCCCUUCCUGCCAUGUCCCUUGGCAGCUUUCUGUAUUGUCAUUAACCUACAUGAAAGCCUAAGUGUUUUCUCAAAUUGGCUUCAAGAAUAGAGUUGACUUGGGAUCUGUUUUUACCUGCUGAUAGUUAGCCUGCCAUAGCUGGUGUGGAUAACUGGGCUGGCAAUUAUUUAGUUCGAAGGUUUGCUUGUUUAAAAGGUUUAUGGCCCUCUCUUCCUUCAAAUAAUCCCAGAGCAAGGUACAAUAUAAAAUAUAGGCUCUAAAUUAUACACAGCAAUAAAUUGCACAACUUGUGCAAUUGACAUAUCGAAAAGCUUGAGUGAAUAAAUGCUACAAACCCUCCAGGGUCAGUCAUCCCUGAGAGAGGAGAGCGCCCUAUAAUGGGAACACCAGCCCUGAGAAUGCCUCUCCCAGGUUGCAUCCUAACAGAGACUGCAAACACAGGGUCAUAACAAACGAGCAGGUCCACAUGGGAGCAGGUGAAUCGUCCAAUAUCUAGGUCCUGAGCCGUGAUGGGCUUUGUGUGUUGGAACAAGCACCUUGACCUUGGUUUGGGAGCCAUGCAGCCACCUGUGCACCUCCUUCGGAAUGGGGGUCCUGAUUUCUUGGCAGGCUGCUGCUGAGGCUUCUGGACCUGGUUCAAGGGAUGCCCCACAUGGAGCACAUUGCAGUAAUCCAGACACGAGGUACCAGUGUGUGGAUUGCCAUAGCCAAGCAAUCCCUGCCCAGGAAUGUCAGCCAGAGCUGGUAACAGGCACUCCUUGCCUUGGAGCCCCCUUUUACCUUCCUCAGACACCUUGGAUCCAGGGGUACCCUGGCUACGACCCUCUUCCUCCAGGGGAGUGCAACCCCACCCCAAAGCGGCAAACUGCACCCUUCCCAGACCUGGGAGCUGCCUUCUCCCCACAUCCUCCUCCUUAUUAGGGUUAGGACUUGCUCUUAGGAGUGUCCUGAAGGAGUCCCUCCCUCUGCAGAUACCUUUUUAGGAAGAGGUGUGCUCCCUGGCUAGGAUGAAGCGGAGCAAAGUGCAAGACUAAACUUACUCUGUGUCUCUUUCUGCAGAACAAUAUCAAAAGAUCAGUUUGAGAAGAAGAAAAAUGAUACACUAGACCCAGAGCCGUAAGUAUCAAGACAUCUCAGCAUGAAGCCCUUUUUCAUACUUUUUAAAAGUCCUUGGCUAGAAUUAGCAUGAGCAAAGCUGUGCUCCAUCGAGUCAAAGGAAUUGCAGAGGCAGGCAGGCAGUUUAUUGUACCACAUUAGCCUUUAUGUCGUAAAGACACAUUUGCGCAUGUGACUCCAUGGAGCGAACUGUUUAGAUUCCAACAGCAGUUGCUGUUCAGCUGCAGAUCCUUCGCUUGCAGCUGUUUCUGCUUAAACCAAAACAAACUAAUUCAAUAUAAUUUUGCCUUUUGUGCUGCUGUUUCCCUGUUGCAUCCUCCCUGGUUACUAGCCAAACAUAACUCAGUAUUUCCUCUUGUGGUCUGAGUUGUGUCUCAGGUGUGGAUGCUCAUUACCCAGCCCAAACAGAGCUGCCGGAGGCCUGAUUCUGGUUCAUUUGGGAAAGAUUAGGACCUCAUCAUUGUUUGUGGAGAUCCCCGCCUGCGUCAUGUGUGCUUUUUGCCUGGUUAGCAAGUGCACGGCACCUGCACACAGCCUCUCUUGCCAUCUGGCCCUAAGCGGGAGCUGCUUCUGUGGCGCUUUGUCCUGAGGUAGCAGAGCUGCUCUGCGCUCUUUGUGCCAAAUCUGUUGUCUUUAUACCAUCUACUGAUGGGUGCAAGUAUUGCAGCUCCACUCCCAAUGUUUCUGCAAGAGCCGGUUUCUAAUUCGACUGCUCCAGCAGUUUCCCAGGGAGUCAGUAAGAAAUGAGGCUCUAUAUUGCAAACAAUGGACAGAUUUAAUGGGGUUUCCAUGAAAUGCCCGUUCCUGCCUGCCAUCUUUGAACUUUUUCUUCAUGGCUUUAGGUAUAAAGUGCAAAGCAUAAGCUGGACAUGAUAUGACUUCACACUCAGCGCUAUAAAAAUGCUUUUUAUUACUAAUGCCAAACAUGAGUGUCCCAGAGAAUAUCUGGUAUGUUUAACAAGAUUGCCCACUGUCGUCGUAUUUCAUAUUUAUUGUCCACUGAGGCUCCUCAACCUUUUAAAAAUCCAAAUUCCAAGAAAACUAUAUUUUUUAAAAAUAUACUGGCAAUAUAAAAUAUUACACAGUGCUCAAAUCACCCUUUCUUAUUCUUGGUCGUAAAGCCAAGUGAAAGAUUUUGCAAACUUCAGGGAGGAAGUGAGUUAAUAAUCUCCUCAUAAUACUUAGAUAUUUAAAAUAUUAUUAUUAUUUAUGUUAUUAUUUAAAGUUUUGUGACUAGGGAAGUAUUCUCUGGCUCCUCUUUGUGCUUCCACAUUUUCGCUUUAAGAAAACCAAGGCUCGUUCUCUUGCCUGCUUUCCUCCCUCAGCUUUGUGGACUGCAAGGAAUGUGGCCGGAAGAUGCACCAGAUCUGUGUGUUGCAUUAUGACAUUAUUUGGCCUUCAGGGUAAGUAGCUUCGAAAGGUGUCGGGGUUUGGGCUGGUGAAGCUUUAGCAAACCUCCUAGGUUCUUUUUCAGUUCAAAUGAUUUGAAACAACAAUGUCUUCACUCUGGCAAAGAUGCAAAGGUUUGAUUGGAAGCUCAGCAUUUGCCCAAGCGCCUUGGGGUCUUGAGCCAGAGGCCUCCCUCUCUGCUGAUGCCCCCUGGAAGACCCAGCCAAUGGCAUCUUCUGCUUUCCCAUGGGAUGCCCAGUCCCAGCCCUCUCAGCACUUUCUCCGUCGUUCACUCUCUGCCUUGUUUUGGGGCACCUCGCUGCCAACAAGUUUCUCAAGGCCUCGGCUUUUGUACGCACUUUGUCCAUUGCCAGAAGAGUGAUAGAUGAAUGGGUCAGAGGAAAACAGAAGGAAGGGGGCUCCAGUCCAUGUGGGUGAUGCCACACAGGCCCCAGGGCAUUCACACGAGAUCAGUUCAAGCACAAAGUCUUUUGAUAUUGCAGAUUCAGCCAUGUGACCUCUAAAGGAGUGUAGGGGAGAGAGGGUCUUUGGCCCACCUGGUUUCUCAGCACUCAGGUGCUGUGGCCUCUUGGGGUGGCAUCUCCCCUCCAGCAGAACUGCCCUGCCAGGUGUUGGAUGUGCCCAUUUUGGAGAUCCUGCCAAAGCUGCCGCCAGGUUGGGUUGAGGUUUGGUGUUGCCCAGCGGUCAAUAGACAACAUGGCAAUCUUGCCCAUGGACUGCCGGGCAGCACCAAAACUAAGCCCAAUCUGGUGGCAGCACAGCCUGCCAAAAGGCCACCCUGGAAGCCAGAAGGGCUGGAGCUUGAGCCCCCCGAAAGUGGGCUGGCGUGGCCUGGAGCCCCACCUUGAUGACAGGCCCGGUCACAGGAAGAAGCAGCUGAAACACCGAGAGGUUUUUGGCUGCCACUGUGUUCACUGUGUUUGCUUUGUUAUGAUAUUAGCUUUCAUAACUUACUAGCUCUCUGUUGUGGUUUUAGCUUUGUGUGUGACAACUGCUUGAAGAAAACUGGUCGAACACGCAAAGAAAACAAAUUCAGUGCCAAAAGUAAGUCUGUGGCCUCCUUAGUUGUAUAUGAAGAUGCUUUUAAUACAGUGUCUUAAUGCACCCCCAUGCACCUUUCUAAGGUCUCUAUUUUUGGAAAGUAACCUUGUGGGGGAAGGGGUGCUGUUGGGCUAGAUCCUGUGGGGAGGCUUCAGUCGAAAUGGAAAAUCAAGGGUGCAGUUUUAAAACUAAAGUAAAAGCAUGUAAUCUGUUACAAAUAAACAGAAUAUGCCCAGCACUGGUAUGUGCAUAACAUCAAAUAAGUCGUAAGUUGACUGUUGUGAUGUACAAUUAAUCAUGUUGACACUCUCCAAAGGCUACUGAGCAGAUGUAGCAGUCACAGAAUCAGAGGGCAGGACUCCUCUUCUGGGCAGGGAGCUGGUUAAAGAACAGGAAGCAGGAAAGACAGAAGGGAACAGACUUUCUCACAAAUAAGGGAAAUAGGAAGUUGAGUCCCCGAGAAUCUGUUCUGGGACUGGUGGUAUUUCACAUGUUCACAAAUGAUUUUGUCAGGGAUGAGCAGUGAAGUGGCAGUUUGCCGAUAUCGCCAAAGUAUUUUGAAUUGAGUUGGGAUCUUUUAGGAUUUACAUUGGGUGUCUAAGUAAGCAAGUUAGUACCAGAUUGUUGUGGGAUAGUAACUUAUUUUGGAGGCUGUGGUAAGGUUAAGGGAAAUUGCUGAAAUAAGAGGGAAAGUUGGCUAAAAAAAGGAGAAUGCAUAGUUUGUGGAGAGGAGUACAGUGGUGCCCCGCAAGACGAAUGCCUCGCAAGACGGAAAAACCGCUAGACGAAAGGGUUUUCCGUUUUGAAGUUGCUUCGCAGGACGAAUUCCCCUAUGGGCUUGCUUCGCAAGACGAAAAUGUCUUGCGAGUCUUGAGAUUUUUUUCGCUUUUCCCCCUUUAUCUAAUCUGCUAAGCCUUUAAUAGCCUUUAAUAGCCUUUUAGCAGCUAAUCCCCUAAGCCUUUAAGCCUUUAAUAGCCGCUAAACAGCUGAUAGCGCUAAUAGCGCUAAUCCGUCAAUGGGCUUGCUUCGCAAGACGAAAAAACCGCUAGACGAAGACUCUUGCGGAACGGAUUAAUUUCGUCUUGCGAGGCACCACUGUAUAAACAUGUUAAGGGUUCAGAGGGUGGUAGACCUUGAAAAGGGAAAUGUGAAAAGAAUGGCCCUUGAUGCUGCCAGGAGUCUCCACAGCUGAGAGGGCAAGAUUCACUAUUUAUGCAUUGUGCCACUUCAGAAAGUAGGCAGGACUCAACAUGCCUUUGCUAGCCAGAUAAAUGUUCUUAUUCCACGGAGCCUUCAGACACAAACACUUCCCUGCCUUCCCCUUGGCUUCCUGCUCAGUUCUUCUCAGCUCGUUUUUCAAAGCUGGCUUUGAGCCCAACCCAAACUAUCUUUCCCCAUUGGUUUCAAAGGGAGCACAGCAAAGGGACCAAGCCCUACGUUUUUCUAAGUCUGACCUGAACGUGGUGGGAAUCUGGAUGCUCUCUCUCUGCCUCCCAAGGGUGACUUCCUCCCACAGCUCUUUCCUUGCACUUUCCCCUGUAGGGUUGCAGACCACCCGCCUAGGAAACCAUUUGGAAGAGAGAGUCAAUAAAUUUUUGCGACGGCAGAAUCACCCGGAAGCUGGCGAAGUGUUUGUGAGAGUGGUGGCCAGCUCAGAUAAAACGGUGGAAGUGAAACCGGGGAUGAAAUCCAGGUGAGUUCUGGCCUUCCUCAGCAGGCGCACAUUGAAACAGUUGUCAUCUGCACCAUUUCAUUUAUUCUGACUACAGAAAUAGUAAUUCUUAAUUAUACUAUACUAUUAGCAUUUUCAAGGACACGGGUGGCACUGUGGGCUAAACCACAGAGCCUAGGGCUUGCCGAUCAGAAGGUCGGCGGUUCGAAUCCCCGCGACGGGGUGAGCUCCUGUUGCUCGGUCCCUGCUCCUGACAACCUAGCAGUUCGAAAGCACGUCAAAGUGCAAGUAGAUAAAUAGGUACCACUCUGACAGGAAGGUAAACAGUGUUUCCAUGCGCUGCUCUGGUUCGCCAGAAGCGGCUUAGUCAUGCCAGCCACAUGACCUGUAUGCAGGCUCCCUCGGCCAAUAAAGCGAGAUGAGCACCACAACCCCAGAGUCGUCCGCGACUGGACCUAAUGGUCAGGGGUCCCUUUACCUUUUUAUUAGCAUUUUGUCUCCAUAGAAUCUUUUUUUUUAAUGUGCUUUAUAGGCAGGUGAGGAGAAUACCUGGUUGAGUGCAUAGCAGCAGCACAUAGAGCUGGAAUCAGCUUGGGGGGAAAUUCCCAAAACAUGGUCAUUUUCAGCUGUUUUCAUGCAAGAGCCUAGCCAGUGGGCUGUCUUGAGCCCAGUAUCAUAGAAUGGUAGAGUUGGAAGGGACCCUGAGAGUCAUUUAGUCCAACCCCCUGCAAUGCAGGAAUCUCAUGUAAAGCUUCCAUGAGAGAUGGCCAUCCAACCUCUGCUUAAAAACCUCCAGGGAAGGAGAAUCUGAGGGAGUCUGCUCCACAGUUGAACAGCUCGUACGGUCAGAAAGGUUUCUCGUAACUUGAAUCCUUUGGUUUGUGCCCUGCCCUGUGUAGCAGCAGAAAACACGCUUGCUCCAUCUUCCAUGUGACAGCCCUUAAAGAUAGUUGAAGGUGGCUAUCGUACAGUGAGGGGGCAAAGUAUUUGAUCCCCUUGCCUGUUUGCCCUCUGACAAAGAAAUGACCAGUCCAUAAUUUUAAUGGUAGGUUUGUUGUAGCUGUGAGAGACAGAAUAACAACAGGAAAACCCCCAGAAACCCAGAAGAAAAAAGUCAGGGAUUGAUGUGCAUUAUAAUGAGUGAAGUAAGUUUUUGAUCCCUUUGCAAAAGUCCUUGCUGGCAAUUACAGAGGUCAGAUGUUUCUUGUAGACGGCCACCUCCUCAUUUCCAGGCUAGACAUUCUCAGUUCCCUUGGGACAAAGCCUAACUGGCCUGUUCCAAAGAUAGCUGCCGGUUUCCAGUCUAGCUUUCACUCAUAACCUAAUCGUAUACGAAGGUUUCCUUGAGAGUAGCAGGGGCUCUGUUGCCAUUGGUAAUCAGCCCAUCCUAGUAGUCCCCGGGGAGUAUGUUUGCAAUGAAGUGGCUGUUGACGGCAUUAUCUUUCCAUCAGAUUUGUAGACUCUCGUGAGAUGGCCGAGUCCUUCCCCUAUCGCACAAAGGCUCUCUUUGCUUUUGAAGAGAUAGAUGGCGUGGACGUCUGUUUCUUUGGCAUGCAUGUGCAGGAAUACGGUUGGGAUUGCCCACCCCCAAACACCAGGUACGUGGCAUUGCUUCCGGUGGGCUGUGGUUCUCCUUGCCUUGCCAAUGAGACACAUUUCCCUGAAUUUUGCCUUGGUUCCAUUUUUGUCUCUUUCUCCCCUUCUCGUCUGUCUUGUUCCCAGAAUCCAAAAAUUCUAAAUUUCUUUUUAUCCCAAGCCACACUUUUUCAUAAUUAUCUUUGUAAAUAUUUAUACUUUUUGCAGUUAACCAUAUCCCUAAAUAUUUUACUUUUUUAUGGACUUCUAUCUCAAUGCUUUGCUCCAACUCUUUUUUCUCUUCUUCCUUCAAAUCUUUUACUUAUAACUUAGUUUUCUUUCUAUUUAAUUUAAAUCCUGCCACUUCCCCAAAUUUUUGAAUCUUUUCUAUAACUCUAGGGAGAGAGUUUUUUGGAUCUUCUACUGUAAUCACUAAAUUAUCAGCAUAUGCUUUCAGUUUGAACUCACUUUUCCCAGUUUUUAUCCCACUGAUCUCUUUGUCUGCUCUUAUAUUUCUAGCAAGUACUUCCAGGACCAGGAUGAACAAAAGCGGUGAUAAUGGACAACCUUGUCUAGUUCCUUUUUGUAUCUUACAAUCAGCCGUUAUCACCUGAUUUACAAUAAAUUUAGCUUUUUGUUCUGAAUAUAUUGCUGGUAUUCCUUUUAAAAAAUUGGGUCCGCAAUUAAUUUCUUCAAGUAAUUUUGUCAUAAAAUUCCAAGAGACAUUGUCAAAUGCUUUUUCGGCAUCUAUAAACAUCAUUGCUGCUUUCUUUUCAUUUUUGACCUCCAGGUAUUCUAUUACAUUCAGAAUAUUUCUUAUAUUCUCUUUCAUUUGUCUACCUGGGAGGAAUCCUGCCUGAUCUUGAUGUAUAUACUCAUCUAAUAUUUUUUUCAUUCUAUUAGCUAAAAUAUUUGCAAAUAAUUUAUAAUCAUUAUUUAACAAUGAGAUGGGCCUAUAAUUUUUAAUUUGCAGUAAAUCUGAAUCUUGUUUUGGAAUUACUGUAAUAUAAGCCUCUUUCCAUGUUUCUGGAAUUUCACCUGUAUUUAAAAUCUCAUUCAUAACAUCUUUCAAUGGGUUUACCACUUGUUCACUUAAUUUUUUAUAGUACUUUGCCAUUAAUCCAUCUGGACCAGGAGACUUGCCAUUUUUUGUCCACUUUAUUGCCUCUAACACUUCUUGAACUGUUACUGGAGUGUUUAAGAUCACCAUUUGUUCCUCUUUUAUGUUUGGUAGAUUACUGCUUUUAAUAUAUUCCUCUAUUUUUAAAAAAAAAUUCCUUCCCUUUCCUGUAUAAAUCUGAGAAAUAUUUUACAAAUGCUGCUCUUAUUUCCUUCAGCUUAUCUGUGAUCAUUCCAUUUAUAUUAAUUUUAUUUAUGGAGAUCCUUUGUUCACUUUUCUUCAACUGCCACGCUAGCAGUUUUCCUGAUUUAUUGGCAUGCUCAAAAUAUUUUUGUUUCAUUCUUUUUAUUUUCCAGCUAAUUUCCUUAUUAACUAUCAUAGAAUAUUGUGUUUGUAAUAUUCUAAUUGCCUAUUUGACUGGCUCUUUAUUUGCUUUCUUUGACAAUUGUUUCUCCUUAUUCACAAUUUCAUCUAAAAUCUCUUUUUCCCUUUUUUCUUUCUAUUUUUUUUUAAAUGAGUUUUGUUGUAUAAACAGUCCCCUCCUUACCGCCUUACUUGCAUCGCAGAUCGUCUGCAAUUUUGUCUGUACUUGAGUGUUUGUUUCAAAAUAAUCACUCAAGGCAUUUUUAGCUUUUUCCAUAAAUUUUUGAUCAUCUAAUAAAUCUUCAUUCAGUCUCCAUCUGAAUGAAAUUUGGCUUUCUUUUUGUAUUUCCAUUGUCAAGGAAUUACGAUCUGAAAAUGUCCUGUGAUCUCAAUGUUUUUAACUCAAGGUUCCAACACUUUGGAUAUCCAGAAAGAGUCUAUUCUUGAACUACUAUCAUAAACAUUGCUAUAAUAAGUGAACUCUUUGUCAAACAGAUGUCUUGUUCUCCAUAUAUCUAUCAAAUUCAAAGUUUGAGCCAAAUCAAAAAAAGUCUUUGGUAAUCUACCUUCUUUUGUUUCUUUUUUCCUAGCUGAUCUUUCUUUUUCUAAUGAUGGGACUCCAUUUAAAUCUCCCAUUAAAAUCAUCUUUUGAUCUGCAAAUUCAAGUAAUUCUGUUUCCAGUUUUUUGAAAAAGACUGCUUUUUUCUCGUUGGGUGCAUAAAUUCCUACCAAGAUCACCUUCUCUCCCUGAAUUUUUAUUUGUAUUAUUAAAAUCCUACCUUUUUCAUCCUUCUGAAUCAUUUUGGGUUCUAGUGCAGGAUUAACAUAAAAAAUCACUCCUCUUUUUUUUGCUUUGUCCGCCGAAAUGAAGUCCAAGCCUCUAUUUGCCUAGACUGUGUCGUCCCUUAAGCGGACGACACGGAGCUCACCGCCAUUAACCUCCGCAGCGAACCGAAAGUCUCCUUCUCUUCUCUCUUGUUCCCAGAUAUCAAAAAUUUUGUUGCUUAGGUCUGCAUGCAAUUUAGCUCUGUCCACACGUUAAAAACACACAGCCUGAAAUUGUAGGUCAUUUGAAUUGUGAUGGCGAUGGGGCCCAGCAGGCAACCCUCCUUCCAACUCUGUCAUUUGGGGACAACCACGUAGCUGUCAAGCGCAACUCCACAAACUCUCUCUUCCCUUUUGUCACAGGCGUGUUUACAUCUCCUACUUAGAUAGCAUUCAUUUCUUCCGCCCAAGAUGCCUGCGAACUGCAGUCUAUCAUGAAAUCCUUAUUGGCUAUCUGGAAUACGUCAAGAAAUUGGGGUGAGUGUUUUGUUGUGGCGUCUUUGCAUCGGCACAUCGGGGGGGGGCUCUGCCUCAUUACGUGCUGCUUGCUCCUGCGUUGUGAAGUGGGGUCACCUUGUAUCUACGGGACCGCCUCUCCUGGUCUGCCCCACAGCGGACCUUAAGGUCCAUGAAUAACCAUAGUUUAGAAGUCCCGGGCCCUAAGGAAGUCAGACUAUCCUCCACCAGGGCCAGGACCUUCUCAGUGAUGGCUUCGACCUGGUGGAAUGCUCUGUCCCAUGGGACCAGGGCCCUGCAGGAUUUAACCUCCUUCUGCAGGGCCUGUAAGACAGAGCUAUUCCGCCUGGCUUUCAAUUUGAACUUAGCCUGAUCUUUUAUUCCCCUUCCUUCCUUCCCUCCCCUUCCCCUUUUUAUGAAGAUUACCCGCUCUGGGAUACCACAGCUAAUUCUCCCCUGGUCUCCUCACCGGCCCAAAUAGGACUAAUUUAGCCAGCUAGCCCUGGGGAUCAUCUAAUGUUUAUUGGAUGGAUUUCCCCCCUAAAUUGAUUCUUGAAUUCUGAAUUUAUUGUUAUUCACGUUUUAUACUGUCUUUUAUGCUGUUUUUUGUUGCAUCAAUUAAGUGUUUUAAAUUUGUUGUUAGCCGCCCUGAGCCCGGUUUUUUGAACUGGGAAGGGCAGGGUAUAAAUAAAAAAAUAUUAUUGUUAUUAUGAGGGCUUUUCAGUGCAAAAAAGUGUGUUGUCUGGUGCUCUGGCCACAAGGUCCCAUGCACUAGUUCUGGAAACAUUGCUGGUCUGCUUCAACUCUGAGCCACAGCAGAAACAGCUGCAGAAGCGGCCAGAUGUUGGAGCUCCCCCAGGUUGUGGUGGCUGAUGCAGGACACACUGGGAGAGGGAAGGUGGGGCAGAUGCGCUUUCCAAGCCUCCCUCUGGUCCUUGGAUGUUCCCGUUCGUGGGUGGUAAAAUACCUUCAGGUGUGGGCCCAAGGCAUCCCUGGGCAGUAAGUCCGAGAAAGCGCAGCCUUGUGACAUUGGCCUGCAAGUGAGCAGUUUCCCAGCAGAGGCCAUCCUGAGAUCCUGGGUGGGACAGUCCUUAACUUGGAUGCUUUUGCUUUUGUGCGGCGUCCAGGUACGUGACGGGCCACAUCUGGGCCUGCCCCCCAAGUGAGGGGGAUGAUUACAUCUUCCACUGCCACCCUCCUGACCAGAAAAUCCCCAAGCCCAAGCGCCUGCAGGAAUGGUACAAGAAGAUGCUGGACAAGGCCUUUGCGGAGAGGAUCAUUCAUGACUACAAGGUGAGGGGGACGGGGGGCUGGUUGCUGGGGCAGCUGGGAGGCAGGCGGGCCAGGCCUCUGAGAUUAAGGGUCAGCUCCUUCAGGCUAAGAUGGGGGUCGUUGUUUUUAAGCAUCCAUAUUAGAAAUUUAAAAAACAGCUAAUUUGGCAUCUUAGUAUUUUAGGGAAUUCCCUGUUUAGGGAAUUUUUAAAUGUUUGAUCAUGUUUUUAAAAUUUUGUUGGGAGCCGCCCAGAGUGGCUGGGGAAACCAGUCGCUGGGGUAUAAAUAAAUUAUCAUUGUCAUCAUCUAUUUAUUAUUAUUUAAAUGAAAAGGAGUUUUUAUUUUAGGACCUUCAGCACAGUGGCAUGUAUUUUUUUCACAAAUGCCUGGUGUGCAAUAGGCUUUGGCUGCAAUCCUAACCUCAUCUGCUGGGGAAUAAGGCCCGUUGAGCAGAGCAGACAUUCAAAAGAGAGUGAACAAGCUGGAAUGAGACACAGGAAAGAGCCUACAAGUACUAGGAACCAGGUUGCGCUAAAGGAGCCUCACCCUGUAGGAUCCUGGGCCUCUGCUGCAUCUGCUGGGGGUGUCAUCCUGUCCGCCAUCGUAACUAAGCCUCUCAUGGUGUUUUUGCAGGACAUCUUCAAGCAAGCAACGGAGGACCGGCUGACAAGUGCCAAGGAACUGCCUUACUUUGAGGGUGACUUUUGGCCCAACGUGCUGGAAGAGAGCAUUAAGGAGCUGGAACAAGAGGAGGAGGAGAGGAAGAAGGAGGAAAGCACAGCAGCCUGCGAAACAACGGAGGUGACUGGAGUCCUGAGCGCUGUGGGAGGCUGGGAGGUUUCUGCUGGUCUGCUUUGAAAUCAGGCCGCCUUGGCUCCUUGGGGUGGGCAGAAAUUCCGUGAGUGAGCAUGAUAACAGGUGCAUGUCAUUCUCCCAGCUCCAGAGCUGAUCAGAGAAUCCAGGGCAAGUUCUAGACUGGGGCAGCCCUUCCCUGGGAGGAGCCAAUGGGAUGUGCGGGGGCGGGACAUCCUGAAGCCUGAACAAAUCAGAAUGCCACCCUGCAAAAAGGGUGAUGAAGAAAUUCUUUUUACCUGGCUUUCCAGGGUGUGAGCUCCUCCUUAAAUUUGAUUAAAUGGGAAAUGGCAUUCUUCAGGCAGUUACUCCUGCCCCCGCCUCUAUUCAUUCAGAUCUCUGUCCCUCUUGAUUGCAAACCCUCCUGUUUCUCUAUGAGCGUGAGAUGCGCUGUGUCGUUCCCCCUCCUCCCCACGCCAUCAGGCGAAGGCUCCUUUGCCUGCCCUGGCAGGGGGAGGAGCUGCUGAGCCCCUUCUGUGUCCGCCUUGCAGGGGAGUCAGGGGGACAGCAAGAACGCCAAGAAGAAGAACAACAAGAAGACCAACAAGAACAAGAGCAGCAUCAGCAGAGCCAACAAGAAGAAGCCCACCCUGCCCAGCGUCUCCAAUGACCUCUCCCAGAAGCUGUAUGCCACCAUGGAGAAGCAUAAGGAGGUACCUGCAGACGCCCUUCCCUCUCUCUCUCCCUCCCUCCCUCCCUCCCUCUGCACUGGCUUGGGGCAUCCAUGGGAAGGCAGGCGGGGGGCUGUGAGGGGCAGGGAGCCCCUUCCCCAGGCCCCGCCUCGGAGGUGUCUUGGGCUCACCUGUCCCUUGGCCUGCGCACCUGCAGGUCUUUUUUGUCAUCCACCUGCACGCCGGGCCCGUCGUCAACACCUUGCCCCCCAUCGUGGAUCCAGACCCGAUGCUCAGCUGCGACCUGAUGGACGGCCGGGACGCCUUCCUCACCUUGGCCAGAGACAAGCACUGGGAGUUCUCCUCGCUGCGCCGCUCCAAGUGGUCCACACUCUGCAUGCUGGUGGAGCUGCACACGCAGGGCCAGGACCGCUUUGUCUACACCUGCAACGAGUGCAAGCACCACGUGGAGACCAGGUGGCACUGCACAGUCUGCGAGGUGAGCCCCUGCCGGCUGCUGGGGGGCACCUGCUGGCCAAAGGGCUCCAGGUUCCAGGGAUGGCAUCACAUCCUUCUUUGGGGAACGCAGUCGAGGGCAUGGACAGGAAGUGUGUUCUGCCUUCUGCGUGCUGUGGAGAGACUCUUCUGCCAGGCAAGGCAGCCUCUUUCUCCCAGUCGAGUAGGGAGGGGGCAGAGGCUUCCCAGAGAGCCUCUGGACAUUUUCAUUCCUGUUUUCUCAAUAGCAUUGCUUCGUAUGAAGCACUUUGAGCCUUUCUUCUCCCCCUCCCAGUCCUGCGCCUUGGGGCAUUUCCCUCAGGCCAGACGGCCUUCGCUUCCCCUUCCAGUGUCCUUGGCAAUUAACUGGGUGGCUCCUAUGACAAGUAUAGACAACCUGCUUUCUCAAGUUGCGUGUGUGGAAUGCUGUCUGUUUCAGGGGGACAGUUUUUGUUUUCAUGUUUUAAAAACUGACCACAAGCAACUACAUGUCACAAUUGUAUUUGGCUCUGAAGUCCAUAAAGUUGGCUCCCUUGGGAAGUUGUGGACUCUCUUCCUGGGAGGUUUUUAAGCAGAGCUUGGAUGGCCAUCUGUCAGGGAUGAUUUAGCUGAGAUUCCUGCUUUGCAGGGAGUCCCCCGGCAAUGGUCCUCAGGGUCCCCUCCAGCUCUACAACGCUAUGAUUCUAUGAAACAGCAUAAUUCCAUGAAAUAAAUGUGCCUCCUUGUCUAAAGGAUGUGCUUCUUGGUUGCUUUCAGCUGCAGGGCUGACUUUGGAACUCUCUUGGGUGGUUGGGAUGCGUGUCAACAUGGCUACAAGGCCAAGCUGGGAGUGGCCCAGCCUGGGACCCCAUGUUUGUGACGGAGGGGGUUUGAGGACCCCCAGGUCCCCUCAGCGGCGGUCUGGUCUCCCUGGUGUGUGUGCCCUGUUUGAGCUCUGACCUUUGCCUCCCUCUCCUCCGCUUGCAGGAUUACGACCUCUGCAUCAACUGCUACAACACCAAGAGCCACGAGCACAAGAUGGUGAAGUGGGGGCUGGGCCUGGACGACGAUGGCAACAGCCAGGGGGAGCAGCAGUCCAAGAGCCCCCAGGAGUCUCGCCGCCUCAGCAUCCAGCGCUGCAUCCAGUCCCUGGUGCACGCCUGCCAGUGCCGCAACGCCAACUGCUCGCUGCCGUCCUGCCAGAAGAUGAAGCGGGUGGUGCAGCACACCAAGGGCUGCAAGCGCAAGACCAACGGCGGCUGCCCCGUCUGCAAGCAGCUGAUCGCCCUGUGCUGCUACCACGCCAAGCACUGCCAGGAGAACAAGUGCCCCGUGCCCUUCUGCAUCAACAUCAAACACAAGCUCCGCCAGCAGCAGCUCCAGCACCGGCUGCAGCAGGCGCAGCUCAUCCGCCGCAGGAUGGCCACCAUGACCACCCGCAAUGUGCCUCAGCAAAGUUUGCCUUCUCCUACCUCAGCCACGCCGGGGACCCCCACGCAGCAGCCCAGCACCCCGCAGACGCCCCAGCCCCCGCCCCAGCCCUCGCCCGUCAACAUGUCGCCAGCCGGCUUCCCUCCCGGGGCAAGGACUCAGCCUCCGCCCCCCAUCUCCGCUGGCAAGGCUGCUCCCCAGGCCCCCCCGCCGCCCGCCCAGCCGCCCCCCGGAGCCGUGGAAGCGGCGCGCCAGAUCGAGAUUGAGGCGGCCCAGCAGCAGCAGCAGCAGCAGCAGCAGCUCUACCGGGUGAGCAGCAACGGCUUGCCUCCUGCCCGCGCAGGAAUGGGGAGCCCGGCUGUGGGCGCCGUGAACCCCCUGCAGGCGGCUGGCAUGAGCGUGCCCCGGCCCAGCUCUGUGAGCGGCCCCCUCAUGCCCAGCAUGCCAGCCGGGCAGUGGCAGGCAGCCCCCCUGGCCCCGCAGCAGCCCCUGCAGCCCGGCAUGCCCCGGCCAUCCCUGCCCCUCGCCACGCAGCAGGCAGGGCCCGGCCCCCGUAUGCCAGGCGUCCAGCAGCCCCCUCGCAGCAUCCCCCCCAACGCCGCUCUGCAGGAGCUGCUGCGGACUCUGAAGUCUCCCAGCUCCCCGCAGCAGCAGCAGCAGGUGCUCAACAUCCUGAAGUCCAACCCACAGCUCAUGGCGGCUUUCAUCAAGCAGAGAACAGCCAAGUACGUAGCAAACCAGCCUGGCAUCCAGCCCCAACCCCAGCCGGCCCUGCAGCAGCAGCAGCCGCCCCCGCCCCCGCCGCCCCCGCCGGCAGGCCUGCACCCUCCGACCGGCUUGCCGAACCUGAGCGCCCUGCAGGCAGGCGUCCAGCGGCCAGGCGUCCCACUGCAGCAGCCGGGAAUGGGGGGCCUGAGCCCCCAGGGCCAGCCCCUCAGCAUCAUGAACCCGGCCCACGGCGCUGGCAUGGCCAGCAUGAGCCCGCAGUACCGGGAGAUGAUCCGCAGGCAGUUGCUGCAGCAGCAGCAGCAGCAGCAGCAAGGAGGGGCCGGGCUGGCUGCACACGGCCAGUUCCCCCAGCCGCAGGGCCCGGGCGGAGGCUACUCGCAAGCCAUGCAGCAGCAGCAGCAGCAGCAGCAGCGGAUGCAGCAGCAGCACCUCUCCAUCCCGGCGGGGGGCCUGGGCCAAAUGGCCCCGAUGGGACAGCUGAACCAAAUGGGGGGGCAGCCCGGCCUUGGCGGGGCCGAGGGCAGCGCCAACAUCCAGCAGGCCCUGCAGCAGCGGAUCCUCCAGCAGCAGCAGAUGAAGCAGCAGAUGGGCUCCCCGGGGCAGCCCAACCCCAUGAGCCCCCAGCAGCAGCAGCAGCAGCAGCAGCACCUGCUCUCAGGACAGACGCAGCCGGCCCCCCACCUCCCUGGGGGGCAGCAGCAGCAGCUCAGCGCCUCCCUCAGCAGCCAGGUGCGGUCGCCCGCCCCGGUCCAGUCCCCGCGGCCCCAGUCGCAGCCGCCACAUUCCAGCCCGUCCCCCCGGAUCCAGCCCUCGCCGCACCACGCCUCCCCGCAGACUGGCUCCCCGCACCCGGGGCUGGGGGCCGUGGCGGCCCUGGCCGGCCCCCUGGACCAGCAGGGGCACCUGGGCACCCCCGAGCAGCAGAGCGCCAUGCUGCCCCAGCUCAACCCGCCCAACAGGAACGUGCUGCCCAGCGAGCUGUCCCUGGUGGGCGACACUACAGGGGGGGACACGCUGGAGAAGUUUGUGGAGGGCUUGUAGCGGCCGUCCUCCCCGGCCUGGACCUUCUGCUCCCCAAACACGGACCUCUCUGAGCUCGAGGGCAACUGGGAUGGGGCUGGUCUGUCCUGGACCCACCGGAGGAUGAAUUGCUGUUCAAAGACAAACAAAGAAUAUAUAAAUAUAUAUAUUUUUUGUUAAAGCCAGCCAGGUGUGGUUCAAAUAUCUGGUCUCUCUUUGUUGUUCUUGUUGUGGGGGGUUUUUGUUUGUUUUUUUAGUUGUUAACUGUUUGUUGACUUUGCUUUUUUAAAGGGGGAGAACAAGUCCAUUAUAGUCAUAUUUUUAUUUGUACUUUCAAGACUAAGCAUUUGUGUUUUAACAGAGAAGAACAAUAAUCUUCAGAAACGGAUUCCUCAAAUAAUGCCACAUUCUAAUGUGUCCUGCUCACUUUCUGGCAUUUGGCAGAAAGGGUUUUUUAAAAUUCUAUACUGAACUCUGCAGGUAUUUGAAGUAUUAUCGCCCCUGGAAAAGAUGAGAACGGACUCUCGUGCUCACACACACACAGACACACACACACACACACAGACAUACCUGUGUUGCAAUGUAGAAAUCGUUGCUUUGUUUCUCGGAUAAAAACUGGUUUUAGAUUUACAAAGAAAUGAAAUAAAAUAGGGAUGAUCACUUCUUAGGCCAUGCUAAUUUUAAUACAGAAGAAGCAUAUUCUUUUCUUUAAUUCAUCGAUGUGAAACUUGAAAUGAGGAAAAGCAAUUAUAGUGUAAAUCAUGCAAGUUCUAGAAUUACUAUAAAUAUGAAAAAUGCAAGAAGAUUCAAUCACUGUAUAGAAUGGGGGGGGAAACAAAACUCAUUUCUUACUUCUAUAGCAUAUUGUUAAAUAAACUGCAACAGACAAAAGGGUGGUCCUUCUUGAAUUCAUGUACAUGGUAUUAACUUAGUGUUUGGAUUUUUUGUUAUGAAAAAUGCUGUUUUCAACAUUGUAUUUGGACUAUGCAUGUCUUUUUCCAUUGUAUAUAAAGUAUUGCUUAAAAGUGAUAUAAAUUACUGAAGUUUUUAACAUGUAUUCUGUUCUUCAAAACCCAUGUAAGAAUGUUUAAGGUUUUUAUUUAUUUAUAUAUAUAUUUUGGAUCAUGUUCUUUGUAAGACAUGGCUAAUUAUUCACUCAUCACAUAGACCCAGCCAGCGGUACCUUGCAAACAGCAUAUCUGGUCUACAGAGCCCAUCUGUGUGUGCCUACGAAAGGGACAGAGAAGGGCAGCCAUAGGUUUCACAGUGGUUUAGUAUUUGGAGAUGUUCAUUCGUAAGUGUUAAGUGGAAUAAAAAAAAUAUCUUUGCUUUUUCUAAAAAUCAAAAACAUUAAUUUUGACAGAGACCACCAAUUGGGAGUUAAACAUCAACUUUAGGAUCCAGGAAAUUCACCCAAUACAAAUUCCUGAUUUGAAAACCAAGGGCAAAAUUCAGGGCUUUCUGUGCAGUAACUGAUGCAAGCAGCCCUCUUCCGUCUCCUCUUCGAUGAUGUUGGACAAGCCAGUAUCACUUGGGAGGCUGCUGCUGCGAGCCUCUUGCCUCAUCUGUAGAAUCCAAUUUUUUUGGCCAGGAAAUGGUUAUAAACAAGUUGCCUUUUUCAUGUGUUGAACAUCUGACUUGCUUGGUUUUGAACGUGAAAUACGUGCUUCCUUCUAUCUUUGUGUUGGAAUAGGAACCCAAACACACAAGUGUUUCCCAAUGCUAACUGCAGUCGUGUUGUCUCUGAUUUUCUAAACUGAACAUCUGCACACCAGACAGCUGGCGCUUUGGGUUCCUCUCCCUUGUAACAAUCUUCUUUCAGCAAGCAAGAUGUCCAGUCUGAGCUGUGGUCGGUGGGUACAACCCAAGACAUGUUUAAAAGGAUGGAAAGCCCUAAUGCUGUGUCAUAUUGUAUACGUAAAAAGAAAAGCAAAAACCUAUAUUUGUGAUCAAAAAGGAAGAAACUUGAAAUGUGCUGGUGUUUCUAAUAAAGCUGGU
Messenger RNA from Podarcis lilfordi (Lilford's wall lizard), 71303 nucleotides. The record is from the annotation of a GenBank genome assembly. NCBI's taxonomy places the organism in Eukaryota, Metazoa, Chordata, Lepidosauria, Squamata, Lacertidae.